GCUCCACUCGCGCUCCGAGCGGCUGCCUGAGCGCAUCCCUGAUCCACAUGAAGCGCGUACCGGCUACGCACAUGAAGCCGGACUGAUAGUGUACACAGCCCGGGAUCGUGACGCGCCAAUGACCGUCCGUGAUUUUUCUCCAUCUAUGACUUACACAUGCCUUCUACAGAGGAGAGGGGACGCUCCUUUCUCCAUUUUUUUUUUACUUUUCCAUUACUUUUCAUCAGUUUAAAUUGAAGUAAACCAAGGUAAGAUCAAUAAAAAGAUUUAUAAACUGCUGAAAGAGUUGUAUCAGCAUGCGCAAGUGUGAUAUUUAUCCGUCAGAUCAGAAGUUAGAAUCAUGUAGCUGAGUUCUUGAAAGCCUUUUUCUAGUCAGUUAGUGUUUCUGUGCGCGGCUUGUCCUCUCUCCUGCUCAUCCUGCAUAUUCAGCCAUUAUUCUCCACUUCGGUGCACCGAUCACCAUUCGGACACAGACACCUCUUUGUCAAGGAUCACUCUGUCAUGCUUGACUUGGCUUUUGGCGCUUGCAUCCAGGUCACAGGCGUCCAACUUGACGCAUGUCCAAACUUCCAGCAGAGGAGAACAAUCAGAAGCUCAAAGGUCUUUACAGAGCAUGUGAAACGUAAAAACUGCUUUAUGCGCACAUUGUUGGCGCUAAUUGUUCAUCCCCGUAGUCUUCAGGCUGCCGGUCUGAGUUUUCUCUGAGGGGGAGUAAAUCCGAACAGUUCGUGUGUGAGUGAGCCUCUCUUGGUGCUGAGGGGGAAGAGGGGCGUAGAUGCAGCAUGAUGGUCUCUAAGGACUGGGGUUAAAUCUGCCCGAGGAGGUCGGUGCAUGAUGAGCAGGAAUAAAAAGUUCAAAAGUACUUAUUUUCGGUCGACUUUCACCUAAAACAUGAUGUGAUUUAUCCAAACGUGCUGUGCAAAAUGCCUCUGAGCGUCCAUCGGGCUCUCCUGACAGUUUUCAUUUGAUCACGCUGGCUACUGAAGUGGAAUCUAUGAGAUGUGUCAAACUGUGGACAAUAUGCUCAGUGUAGCCUUAAAAAAUACACUCCCUGAUCAGGCAGUGGGUCUAAAUUUGUCAUUUCUGUACCUUUUCUCUGCUGCAAUCGGAAGCAAAAACCUCAUUACAUGAAAGUGAAAUAGAAAAUCAGAAAGGUCUUGUGUGGGUGCAGGUUUGUGAUUUCAUUGCUGCCUUUCCCCACGGGUUUAGAUAAUUCUUAAGGGGGCUAUAGUGAUGGAUUAUUCCCGUUAUUAGGUGUCUUAAAAGGUCAUUUUAAAGGAUUUAUGGGAUUCAUUUGGUGACAGCCAUAGCUGCACAAGGAAUCUUUUUUUGAACUCCAGGACAUCUGGAUAGUGUUGGUGUCCAGCCUAUUAGCAGCUUUUUUUUAGCGGGAUGAUAUCAGUGAGACUGGAGUGUGGUGUGAUAAUAAGGAGAGUGUGACAGAGGGGGAGCUCUGAUUUGACAGAGCGAGCUCUGCUCUGUUGUAUGCAUAAUUAGAGUUAGGUGUACAUGAGCUAAGAUUUGUGGCUUCACAGGAUGACUAGACUCCGAGCUAAACCCAAUAAUGGUAAUAACAAUGCUAAUUGUAAAGUUUCUUCUUGGAGCCCUUUAAAACAUAUGUUACAAAGUGCACACAAAACACAAAAGUCCAAAAAUAAUGUCAACAAUAAUGCAGGAACAGAAUAAGGUACACAACAAAAUCUCAAGAUAUGUUGGAUUUAAGAGAAACAACCACAGUAAUGAGUACAGUUUUGGUGAAAUUCAUGUCAAUUGAUUGUAUUUUCCUCUUUUAGUUCAUUACAAACAUCUAAUCAUAAGUAGAUAAAACCAUAUAUCCUUGAUUUUCAUUAUAAGUUAGUGUCAAUCUCAAUUUGGUGAUCUCUCCGCGGUGACAGUAACAGGUCUGGAUGACUUUGUAUGUUUCACUUAAGUGAGGUUCCUGUCAACGGUCACUCCCACGUUUCAGACAUUUUCUUUGACUCUGAAUGUCACAGAUACUGAUCAUUGGUCCAAAAUAGAUGCAACCUGCCACUCAGUCCUCUGUUGGUUCCCUUUCUGUUCAGGACUUGGUUGGUUGGUUUAUGACAGAAAACUUGUGAGCUCUGAGACAUUUGCAGUGGGGUUAAGUUUUACCUGGAGAUAACGCAGCACAUCAGCAGCGUAGCAGUAAAGUGAGAUUUAGUGAGCUUGUAAAGAAGGAUCUGCCAAGCACUUUGUAUCUAGUGUUGUCUUGUGCAGCUGCCAUUCCUGUGAUGGCUGUCCUAUGUUUGAAUGUGAUCAGACAUUUAUGACAUAGUUUAGAGUCUACCUACUGGCACUGGUUACAAAACUGGGAAAACUACAAACAUUUACAAUAUUCUUGAUCCUUUCUUUCUUUCUUUCUUUCUUUCUUUCUUUCUUUCUUUCUUUCUUUCUUUCUUUCUUUCUUUCUUUCUUUCUUUCUUUCCUUUACAUAUCUUAGUCGGUUUUAGGUAAUACGUCAGGAAGAAAAGUCUUGUUUUUUUUUUGCAAAAUCAACAAAAUUUCAGUUUGUCAAAGCUGUUAAAAAAAACUCCAGUGGUUCUUCCCACGUCCCUCACAUCAUUGUCAGUAAAGUACUUUACUAGUAAGUGAGUACUUAUCUUUGGCAGCAUGAGACACCACUGCAGUAAUGGCAACUUUUGGUAAUUUGUCAUAUUGGUUUAGAACUUGGAACAGAAUUAGUCCUGAUAUUGAUCCCUGUGGGACCUCACAAUUUAGAUAAGAGUGAGGUAAAACAUCAAAACUCAAAACAUCUUCAGUCAGGCAGUCAGUUUUCUUUCACCCGCCAUCUCAAGGCUUGUUUAUCUUAUGUUUUGGAUGAAGGAUCAUCUGACCAGUUGAUGUGCAUGUUUUAAUACUGAAGGAUGAUGAUAGAUUGAUAAGCGUCUUUGAGUACUUGCUGCACAGGUGUUUAUCUGGUUUUAUGAAACCGUUUAUGGUGCUGUCUCAGCCAGGACUCUGGAUAUUCCUAGAAAAAUCAGAUUAAAUAAGGAAAUACAAAUGCCUAAUUUUGUCUGGUUGUUAUUGUACAUGCGUCCUUUUUGUUAGCAGAACAUUGAUUUGGUGGACUUUUAACAACCCUUACUUUGUGUUUGUGUUGAUUUUUGUGCCCCCCUGUGGACAAAGCAUAUUUCUGACCUCUUCAUUUCUUUUUUUUUUUUUUGUGGAUUUGUAAGUUAUGAUCAACUGUACUGAUGAUUGAUGUUGUCACUAAUGAAGAAAGACACUAAAAGAAACUACAUCUGAUUCAGCCUCAAUAUUUUGUCAGCAAGCUCGGAACCCAGGAUUUUAUGACCCUCUCAAAAACUGAGCUUAUGGUACUCUGCCAUCAACCCAUCAAAGGUUUUGAAUGAGUGUUUUAACCACCUGCUGAGAGUGUUAUUCCCUUAUGGAUGGGAAAAAAUAGGAGCCUCUGGGAGCCCUUUUACACCUCCCUGGAUGGUAAUGAUUUCCAUUGAUCACCCAGAAUGACUGCAGGGAUCUGCACUUUGACACAGAGACACAUUUUACCAGCAUAUAUAUCGACUCAGACCCUGUGUGUGACGGCUCUGUGAGUGAGCAGAAAGUACUGUACCAACCACACUGCACUGACUCCUCUCUGGACAAAUCAAUCUCAUUAUGGAAGCAUUGGCAGCUGAUGAAAGAUGAACUUCCAUAGUGUUGGCGAUAGAAGUGUAGGCAAUACCCCAAGCUUAUGAAUGAAUAAUAGAGAAAGAGGAGAAGGAUGCAAUCAAAGCCUCCUUAAUCAGAUUUAAUCAGAUCAAUGUAAUCAGAUUUUUCUUCAGAGUAAAAUGUGUCUUUGUAUUUACAAACACCAGCCCUCAGUAUGUCUUUUAAAGCGAUGAUUCGGUUUAUUUGAAGUGGGGUUUUAUGAGGUACUGUCAAUAAUUAAUGCACUCCCCUCAGGGAUCCAGGUCAGCUCAGCCCCUUUGUUGAGAAAACCAGAAUACUGCAAAUUUGGCUGUCAGCUGCUGCAGACUGGGCCAUCUCUACCAUGCAAUGGAGCUCAUUUUUAAAGAACUCCAACUAAACACAUAUGUCUGAGUAAGUGUACAUGCCAUUUGAAACUGCGUUCAGUUAGUAAACUAUAGUUAGCUGUCAGAAAGCACAGAGGGACAUCUGUAUGAGUUUAUUGAGGAACAACAGGACUUAAAAGACUGAAGGAGAGGGGAGAAACAUCUGUGUUGACUUAAGGGCUGGAGAAAGUUACCAGGUGAUACAGGAGUGCAUGUACAUGCGCACAAAGCUUGGGCUUGUGCAACCAUUUGAGGGACUUGGUAACACUUAAGUACUUGAGUAGUGGUUCACUUACAGCUGCAGUCUGCAUCAUGCACCACUAGAGCUCCCUGUUGUUUUUAUGCUUUAUGCUUUUUUCCUACUUACUGAAAUUUCAGAAGGUCAAUCAGGUAAAAUCAAGCUGAAGCAAAUCUUCAAAGUAAGUUUUCAGUUCUCACAUUUUUUUUAAUUGCAUAAUGACACAACCCAUGGUUCACAAAAUAAGUAAACCAUAUCAAUUUACAACCUGUUAGCCAUUUUUCAAACUGAGUCAGUUCAUCCAAAUGACCAAAGAGGCCCUGAAGGAAGAGUGGCCUCAUUUUUAAAACCUCCUGUCUUUACUAGGGGAAGGCAGAGGCGGGCCACUCAGAGAGCGGCAGAUACCCAGAGUUUGAUAAGGGAGACAGUGGAGAUCAGAAAAGAUAUCAGACGAUGGUAAACUGGGAUGACAGGGCUUACAGCUUGUCAUAGACCCUAGGACUGUCAGACAAUAGGGUUACAGUUGACCUGCCGCUUCAGGUAGGAUGACCAAAUGUCAGAUCAUCUAAUGAGUCUUCUGAGGAAGGCUGAAGGAAACUGAAACCUGCUUGAGUGAAAGGUUUGAGUGAAACACACAGGUUAAGAAACAUUUAACCUUAAUGAACAGUCAGACCAAUGAACCUCAGGGACUGAACUGUUAGCUCUUAAAGGGGUAGUACUGAGCUGUCAUAAACUGUACAGACUUGGUGCUCAUACUGCGACUUCAAGGUGGUUAUAUAUAACAACAUACUGGGUUCAGUGCUCCAAUACAAAGGCGUAAUGAUGGCAGUUUGAGCGCUGUUGCAGAAUUGCAGUGUGCAUAAUGUUGAGUAUUUGUGGCUUAAAAUCAAAUCCAAUUGAAAUGCAAAAGUAUGGGGAAUCAAUAGCCUAGCAGCCCAGGUGCACCCCAUGUACAGGUUGUGGUCUUAGUUGCAGGAGAUGUGAUUCCCCCUCUCUACUUCCCACAUUGAGAAUUUCCCAGUUUGGGAUCAAUAAAGUACAUCUAUCUAUCUAUUUCCUGUCUCUCUUCAGCUGUCCUAUCUAAUAAAGGGAAACAUCCCACAGCCCCUGUGGUCAGUACACUUCCAAUUGACCUGUAUCUUAGACAACUGUUAUUAAUUUGAUAUGUAAGAUAGGUAGAAAGAAGGAUCUUGCACAGCUGAAUUUGUUCAAAGGAGGAUAAAACAUGUAUAAGUGCCCAAGCCUCAGUGGAAUUUAUUAGACCAAGGUAAAUCAAAUCCUCACAGUUUUACAAAGUUUCAGCCAGUUUGGGGACAGAUGAAAUGGAAAAUCAUUUAAUUCUCUCUUUCCAUGUUCACUAUAAGAUCAGAGAUAUUAGAUUUGAGUCUCAGAUGAAGGGGAGUUGGUAAAAUUGGGUUAAAUCCCACAGAUUCUGUUCAUUACAUCCAAAUAAAUCUAAUCCAGAGAGAAAUGUCCUUUAUCCUUCAGGGUGAACACAAAUCAAAUUUCAUGGUGGCGUUGGUCCUUCAUUGGCCUGAAAUGAGUCGUGCAUGUGCUUCAAGAGGAGGCGGCAAAUCGGUUUGGUCAUUUGCAGUGAUGUGAAGCUAAGAGUGUGCAUUAUUUCAGAAAUAAUUAGAGGCAUAUUCACCUCAGAUCCCUUAAACCCACAAAGACCACCCGGACAUGUCCACAGCUCUAUAAAUUAGUCAUUAAAUCUGCCAAGUUGGCCUCACAAUAAAGAGCUCCCUCAAUCCAUGCAGCCCCCGUUACUUCAAUUAGCCACCCGUACACCCUCUAUUAGCCUUCUCAUGUUUUAUUCACGCCUAUUUUUUAUCAUUUCGUUCAGAAGGAGGGAGCAGCAGUAAGCCUAUUGUGCUAUUUUAUCAACUGUGAGGUUCAUCACCGUUGGUUACGUACAGAUUUUCUCCACAAUAAUGGCUCCAGAUCCUCAUAAUCUCUGUGUAACCAUAAAGAAAGGAUUGUCAAACAGAAUAGGCUGAGGAAAUAUGAAGAAAUACUCAAGAUCAUCGGCGGAGGCAAGACUGUCAGCUCGACGAGUAACAAAUCAGUUUCUUAUGAUUUUCACCCGUGCUGCUGUUCUUACUGACACAUGAACAAUCAGGCAUGAUUAAGCACAGAGGUAAUCAGGUGUGAUCAGCAGUAUUCAAAACCACAGCAGUUGCACUGAUUCAAUGCUCGCUCUCACCUAAUUUCAUAGGUAGAUUCUGUCACAGCUGUUUAUUCAGUGUUGCCCCAGGGAGGAAUAUCCACUCAACAAUACGUGCACUUCAGGAGCAGCUGCCACACAUGGGUAUGCGGAUAUGUUUUGGGUCUUAUGUGCCAUCCACCUGCAGACAACAGUAAUUCUCUCAUUUCUCAGGGCACGCUGGCAGUAAAAACAGUUUACAACAUUUCCUGUUUACUUUCAAAGACCGUCCAUUAGGGAGAAGCUUUAAAGAUUCCUAAAAAAGAUCCAGUCUGUAGAAAAUCGCAUGUUUUGGACUUGAAUUUCUAAUCACUUACACCGGGUAUCUUGGCUAAAAAUAGAAAAAAAAAAUGUCUUCUAGUUUUUCUUAAAAUUUUAGUUUUCCUCCAUCCAACUUUAAUUUUUUUUAGAUUCACUUUUUAUCACUAAACUGCAACAGUUAACAGUAAUGAAUGCAGUCCAUUGUAAGAACAGUGGUGUCAGUAUUCAUAUAUAAGUCAAAAUAAGUAUAUGAUCAUGUAAAUUAAUAAACUGUUUUCUUUAUGUUAACUUAGAAUUUAACUUUUAUGUCCGCAGAAAGAGCAGGUGUGCUUCCCUGGAGGCUGCCAUCUUGCACCGCCACAUGUCAACAGCAGCAGAUAAAUAACGAGCCCUUUCGUUUUUAGCGGGCGGUAAAAAUGUGCAAGAGUUUAAAUUAAUAACACUUUUUAUGGUUAAUGGAGGAUCGCACCUUCAAUGUAUGACAGGAGAAUCUGGUCCUUAAGGCCACUAUCGCUUCACCGACAGGAGGGAGCAAGAGCAAGUUUUGAGAUCUGAUCUGUAGAAAUUACUAAAUAAUUCAGUUUCUUCAUACUGUAAUUUUAAAUGACUUUGCUGUCAAUAAUAGAAAGGAAUUCCUGUCAGAGAAGGUAAUUUAGUCACUCACGGAUGUCCAGUGAUCCCUCGUUAAUGCAACAGCAUUUGCACUUUUCAGGGGCUCCAGCUUUCUCUGUUUUAUACAGAUCUUGCAUCCCUGAAAGUUUUGCCCUGCUGGUACAGCAUUUGACUGCACUCUGCAUGUCAAAAAUGAGGAUAUCGCUCAGCCUUAGGCUUGGUUUAUGCUUCUGUAUCAAACCGUAGGUCUGUGUAGCUCUGCACCCUAUCACUUCUUCUUCAGCAGCUUUGUUGUCGGUCUCCCCUGAUAUUGCCCCCCUUUUUUCUCUGCAAUCAUUAAAGCAUGAUCAGCUGCUGCACAACAGUUAUCAGCCUCAACUCAAACACUGUGAUUCAGUCACCAUAGUUUCCUGUUCACAAAUAAUGAGGGAACAUAGCUGGACUGAGACACAGACAUCAAAAUACCGCAGAGAGUAUUACAGAGUGAGAUGGACUCUCCAAUGUUACUGUUCAUGGUCUGAUGCAGAGGAAUAAACCAGGCUUUGUAUGCUUGACUUGAAAGUGUUAACUCAAACUUUAAGCACUUUGGUGGUAUCUUGAUUCUGUUGGGCAUAAAGAUGCCGUUCAAAAGCACAGCUCUGUUAUUUUCCAUCAGCAGAAAAGCAAAAAGUUGCUGGAAUUGUGAUGGCUUACUUACAGUUUACCUAAAGAGACAGUAACAACAUAAAUGCAUUAAUCUUUGACUUCAGUCACAUCAGGUUUACUGCAUCAGAGCUGAAAGAAUCUGUGUUUUUUCCCUUAUUUUUGUAUUUAAAAAAAUGUAAAAAAAUCUAUGAAGGAAUUAAAUUAAAGCAAACUUUUACUAGAGUGCAUCUUUAAGUCCGGUCUACAUCACAGCAGAGUCGUUGAUGGAUUCUGGGUCAUUGAACUGGAGCAGUAAUUUGACUAUACAUGAACUGAGAAGACCUCUGAUUAUAGUCGAGUACGAAAAGGCUGAUAGAUUAUUAUUAUCAAUGGACUGGACUUAGAUUGCUCUGUCUCUCGUCUUUCAACCACUCAUCCAUUCACAUACUGAUAGAGUCUGCUGCCUGUCUUAUUAGGAUAUAAUCUCUUUUACACACUGAUAGCAGCUCUUGAGGUUCUUCUUCUUCUAGGAAUGACUAGACCGUCCUUUGUGAACAACUUGUUCUUUCCCUGAACAGCAAGUAACUCAGGGUAAACAGAAGUAAAACUCAGAGCUGCAAAAGGUUUUAGAUUAAAAUGACUUUUAAAACAGUAAAUAAUUAACUGUUUUCUAUCAUAACUGCGAAUCUAAUCUGUCAAAAUACAAGAUGGGUCUACAUAUCACAGACCGACUUACCAGGGAUUUCCACCAGAACAGCGGCGAUUUUCACCAUCCGCCAAUUCCUACUGUAUCCGUUUGUGAGGCGAAUUUCGUGGCGGAUUAUGGACAGCAGGAAUCGCGAGAACUCACAAGAACCCGUGGAUCUACGUGCAAUCGCAUGAUAUCAAGUUGUCUUUAGCCACAUAGGUUAACCAUAUAAGCGGUAGAUUGUGUCCUUCCAGAGGAGGAAAUCUACUUCUAAACUUCUAUAAUCAGCAUCUCCUUAUCCAUGGUGUCAUCGGGGUGACAUGCUGUCUAUAAACCUUUCACUUGUUUGUUUUGAAAAGAAGCCGGGUGUUUUAUUUUGUGUCUGUGCCAGACUUCCUUACUAGCACGGGCUAAUCUGUGUUGAAUUUAUCCGGCAUGCUCUAGUGUUUGGGAAAAAUUAAACUCUUGUGAUCAGCUGCAGAAUCCGGCGAUCCACAGCGAAAUGGAAAGAAGCUGGUGGAAAUUGACACAUUAACUUGAAUGGUUACGAUUAGCUACGAUCGGCGGAUACGGCCUUUUCGUAGCCAUGCGGUGGAAAUUGCCAGUCAGAGGAGUGUGAAAUUUUGUCACAUUACAGUGACUAUUUCACAGCUGAUACAAACUCUCUCUACCUCCAUGCAUCGUUCUACUGUUUGUAGAUUUUUCCAUGUUGCAUGUCAUUGUUACACGUUUAUCUCACUUUUGCACACUGACUCAGAAACUCCCGUUUGAGUUGGAUUUUUAGCGUUUUCUUGUAUUCCUCCAUUGUGCUCCCCAGUGUGCUGUGAGUGGUUUCUAAGAAAGAAGAUAUGGACAACCUUGGACACUUUUAUGCUGCCAGGAACAAUAACUCCACCAGUAUGGGUGGUCAUCUUUUUAAUAUAAGGUUACAUUUUUGACAUCCUGCAACAAACCUGGGGGCGAUCGGGAUUAUUAUACACCUUCAAUAUCUGUGGAUAAAACCAUCCUUUCUUCAGGGAAGGAUGGAUCCUGUAUUUUAGCUUUUUCAGUGAGAGAAAGAACUAUAAAAUCACUGUCACUAUUAAACGUUUCUGCUAAAAAACCCAGAUUGUGUGUGCAAAGGUUUUAACUUCUCGUUAAUUGUUCCUAAUCUUUAAACACCUCAGCACCACAUCCCUAUAGGUAUCAGGAUUCUGCAAAGACUGUGCAAAAGCCAGUCUUGUGGUCCCCUUCUUUAAAACAGCAUUAAAUGGUUAUUAGUCGAUUAUAUUGAUGACUUUGUAUUCCUGAUGUUAUGAUUUUAAUCAUAAAACAUGCUGACUUUAUUCUCGUAGUAUUUUGACUUGAUUUACUCAUGACUUUAUUCUGUAAACUUAACUUUUUGGGCAUUUUUGUUUUCUUUACUGUGGCCCUAAUGCCCUGUUGUAGAUACUAGUGUUGAAAUGGAGUUGGUAAAAUGUAUGGAUGUGCAUCCACUUGGAGCUCUUGUCAAUGAAAAAGUAAUGUAUUCUGAAAAAAUAAAAGCUCAGUCAGCUCUGCAUCUUUUGGCUUUUGAUGCCUUUGUUUGCAGGAUAGCAUGAUGGAUAGAUACAGCUGGAAAUUGCAAAGACAGAGGCAAAUGAUGUGUGUCGAAGGACGACCUGCUUGAUUUGAGUCCUGCUGACUAGGGCAUGCAAUUGCACAGCGCAGCUAAACUGACAUCCCUGAACUUGUUUUAUAGCCAAAACUAAACGUCAUGUUUCCAUUGCAAACCAUCAGAUGAUCAGACAUUAUGAUGACUCUCUGGUUUCUCUAGCAGCUGAAGUAUCCCAGCCUUACUCUUGUUUGAGGAUCUGUUGCUGAUUCUGCCGCCGUUCUUCCUUUUACCUCAGUUCUCCUCAACGAAGCACCUCUCCUCUCUGCCAUUCAAAGCAGUCUUGAAAAUGGUUAGCUUCAGUAGAUGAGGGCAGCUGAGGGGAAGCAUGCACUCAGUCAUCAUGAAGUUAAGAUAAAUCAUUGAACAUCAGAGAUUGAUGCAGAGGCAGAGAGAGAGCAAUGCUUCAUUUCAAUCAACAGUCACUCCUGAUUUUCAUCUCCACAGUGCAAAGGUUGAACUCAUUUCAGUGCAGCUCACUGUUGAGGCAAACUCCUAAAAAAGCACCCACUUUUCAGCCUCAGAUCUGUAACUUUCCCCUUUAAUUCAAGGCAGCAACUCCUGCCUGAUGGAUAGUGGUUGGCUUUAUUCCUCUAACCUUAAUUAAAAAUGUGUCACAUUGUCUGAGAUCUAAAUGAGCACUUACUUACUGUAUUAACUUGUCAAAGUAAUGAAACACACUGGGGAGCUGAGGCUGUCUGAUUUCUGAGAAGCAGUGGGACCACACGGAUGUCAUAAGAAUGAAUUAUAUACACAUAUACACAUAAAGACAAGCCAUGGGACUGAAUCAUACAUGUACUUAAAUAAUUACUUACAGCUCCAGCCUUAAGAUAGAGCACUAACAUACAUUACCAGAAAUGAGACAAAAGGUUUACAACGAUUAUACAAAUUCAUCUAAACGGUCUCCCUGUAUUAGCUUAGCAGGGGUUUGUAGAGUCUUAGUUUGUUGUUUGAGUUACAGUGCUAGCAAGGAAUAAUGGUAUUUACAUAUGAACAGUGAAUAACAAAACAGUAUUUUCUUUCUUUCUUUCUUUCUUUCUUGGUAUUUUGUGUUUGAUUAUGUGUAGUAAAAGACUAAUUUUGGGUUUUCCAUAUUUUUAAUGAAGUACACACCGUCUUAACAGCUACAGUUGUCCACCUGUCAAUCAAGAUAUAUAUUUGAACUGUAAUAACCCUUAGACAGAAUAACACACCCCCCCCCCCCCCAUUCAGGCUUUUUGCACCAGGCUGUAAAUGUGUUUGUUCUUGCUUUUAGAUUGUGUGUGUGUGUGUGAGCUUGAAAGUCAGCCUCAAGUGGACAUGAAAAGAACUGCAGUUUUCAGCACUUGCCUAUUGGCUCAACAGUAUUUCUCAAGACCAGAGGAUGCCUCUUUGUGGUGACUUAUCCAUUAAUAGCUUCUGGGUCCACUGUCACAACCUCCACGUGUGGAGGGUCAGAAGGGGCUUCAAAACCCACGUCUCUUAACAUAAUAAGGAACUAAAGAAACUUCAGUGUUUUUGUGACUUUCAGCAAAGUGGGAAUAUUAUACUAAUCACUUCUAUUCUUUGUGUGAAACAGUAGUCUUUAUCUCAGGGGCUUUUGUGCCAGUUUGGACACAAAUCAAAUGGAUUCAAGAAAAAGUAUUUGUGGUGUCUGUUUCCUGUUUGGUGGCAGUCCAGCCAGUUUAGGGAAUCUGCCUGUGAUGGUUUACUGGACUAAGAACAAUCAUCAUGUGAUCAAUCAUCAUGCUCAAGUGAAUUAUUUCUCUUUUGAUCAUCCUCUGUUGACAGUUUCAAAGUUAGUGGAUUAUAACCGUGUAUAAUUUGGUCCAUCAGUUGGAGAUUACAACUACAGGAUUUAAGAGAAAUUUUGUUACAUCAUUUCCUGUGAUUGAGAGUCUUCUCAGAACUUUUCAGAAAUACAGAAAAUAGAGAAUGUAAAAGAAUUCAUAGAGUACUCCUCCAGCAAUCUGUUUCUUAACCUGAAGGGUUUUAGGCAAGAUUACAGAAAGCUUUUUUCUGCUCUCUAAAAUAUGUACUUUUAUAAAGGUUUUUCAUUGAAAACUCAAGUUCUUGCAUCCUUGAACGACUGAGUCAGAAAAGUUUUGUCUGAGAACCAAAGAAGUCAGAAUAUUCCCACUCUCGAACAUGCUGAUUGUGCUUUCAGUUAAAAUGUGACAGAUUCAUCAUGAAGUCACGUAACUGUGUGUCUGUGUUUUCAGGUUUAAAAUGAAUGAAGGAUCGGAGAACAGCUCCUCUCAGCUGUUUUACAACUGGACGUUUUACAACUCCACCGAGGAGCCUGUCAUACCCAGGAACAACAUCACAUAUGUCGGAUUUUACCUGCAUCAGCCGUCCACGGCAGCCAUCUUCAUCGUGUCCUACCUGCUCAUCUUCCUCGUGUGCAUGGUGGGAAAUGGCGUGGUGUGUUUCAUCGUUCUAAGGAGCAAAAACAUGCGCACCGUCACCAAUUUGUUCAUCCUCAACCUCGCUGUGAGUGACCUGCUGGUCGGGAUUUUCUGCAUGCCCACCACACUUCUGGACAACAUAAUUACAGGUGAGCAGGACUCUAAUUACAGACCGUCAGUGUUGUUGUCUUGAGUGGGAGGUGGCGAUACGAAACCAAGCUGGUUGCAUGAUUGCAGAGGUUGUGACACUGGUUGACUAGUUGUUCCAACACUUAAGAAUGAAAUGUCUCCACAGUUCAUGACCAGAUUACUGUGAAAUCCAUCGGGCUCAACUGGUCGACUUGUUGGUCGAUGCGUGCUGAGUGGACCAAAAUUCUGAUUGUUCGACUCGAUUUUUUCUGCGUCAAUUGACAGUUUAUGGUUAAAUUCAUCAGAAGAAAUGUACCAAGUGCUAAUGGGAGUGUUUUCAGAGCACCCCCGUUUCACAGGUAACAGCCUGUCUCAGAACACCCCCUUGUUUUCACCAUUUUAGUUUCACCCAACACACUAGAGACUGGCUGGAGACAGGAGGAUUAAAGAACGUCCACGUUAAUCAACGCCAGGUAGUUUGCUGAACAUAAUAGUCGUGUUUAAUUGCCCUCUUGUGCUGAUAUCAGUAUAUUUACACCCCACUUAGCAGUGUUCCCCUGAGCCGAGUCAUCCCCUGCCGCAGAAGGGUUUUCUUGCCAGACCCCCCCACCCCCCACCCCCAACCCACCCACCCAUUAGUCAAUUUCAGGGUCAUUUCAGGGUUUUUGUCGACCAAGAAUUUCUUUGGUUGAUUACACCCCUAGAAAUCUAUCCUGCUGUACCUGAUCACCGGAGGAUGGUCCCUUAUGACUUUGGUGAUUACAUGAAAUUUCAUCUAAUACCAGUCUCAGGUUGAAUUUUCCACAUUGACAGAUAACUUAGAGACUACAACUUUUGGGUCAAAGUGAAAACCUUGGUGGAGACACUUCUACCCAGAGAGUUUCUGGUGCUACAUUCAGACUAAUAUUGAAGGUCUUAAAGGGUCAUCUUGACACUUGAUGACUGUGGAGUGGUAAUCACUGCUCUAGGCAUAAAAUCACCUGCUUGGAGCAGGUCAUGUCUGGGAUAUGACAUCCAAAUGCCUUAUCCUGAAGUUAUAUGAGCUGAGGGGAGGAGGAAGAGAGACCAGCAGGACCUAUGUUGCUUUAUUAUCUGCAUAUUGGGGAAAAAAGAAAAAAAAAACAUGUAAUAGUUUUGCUUUUCUGCGAUGUACACUGUGAUAUGAAUGAAGUGCAAUUUGGCUUUAUUUAGGGCAUGCCUGAGUUGGGUAAGCUGAAGCUGUUUGCAGGGUAGCUUAAAGGGAUAUUCCGGCGUAAAAUUAAUUUGGGGUCAAACACACCAUAACACAGAGUUAGACACCCCCUCGAGAGAUGAAUGUUGCAGACUGCUUGCUUCUCAGGUUAUACCAACUUUAGUAAUGACCGCAUGAUAGCAAUACAGAGCGGUCUGAAGAGCCACAAACAAACCUCGACCAAAACACCACUCUAUAGCCACAAAUAAUGCUCAGAACAGCACCUAACUUCAUCAACAUACAUAUGGGGUCCCAGCCACAGAACUAGCCACCAAACAUUUUUUUAACUUUGCCGAAUUUCUUUAGCAAAGAGACUAAACACAACUCACCAACUCUCUUCCAGCAGCUGCUUGUUUGUAGCAAGACCUCAGGCCAGUCCCUUACGGUCUGCUUCAGGGUGACGCCGCUCAAGGAAGAACAUUUAUGAUAAUUUCUUCGUGGAAAUGCAAUCAGACCGAGACUCUAAGGCAGAAGACCGACCGCGUCUGCAGUGCAAAAUGAUUAAUAUGGUGAUUAUUACUUUAAGGAAAUGAUAAAGAAAUGAACUCGGUGUUACGGUGUGUUUGACCCUAAAUUAAUUUUACUCUGGAAUAUCCCUUUAAGGUCUGUCUAAGCUGCACUUCUUUGCAUGUUUUUUGACCAAUUGGCAACUGUGCUGUAAAGUCUCCCCAUAAAACAAUGGCUGAGUGCAGAGACCAUGUUUUCCUGUCAUUGGUGCCGCCCUUGGGCCUGUAUUUACACUCACUAAUGACCAAAACAGAUUUAUGAUUUCAGCAUGGUUGCAUCUGUUUUCCACCUCCAACCUGUGGUUUUGUUUUCUGGUGUUUACUGAAGAGUUACAGCACCACAGAGCUGCCGGUCCUGUUAAUCCAAAGAUUAACAUUCAUGCCUAAGCUUUUCUUAAUGAUGUCAUUGAAAUUCACUGUAGGGGUUUCUUUGUUUGUCAGUUUGGGUAGUAAGGCUCAAUGAGGUGUACUCUAAGGCCUAGAUAACAUGAAUCUUGUGAUGCUCAUUGAGUGAUUUUUUUUUGCAAACAUCCGGUGGCGAUCAGAAGAAAAAACAAAGCUCAGGAGAGCUGACACAGAUUUUUCAUGGAGGUGGUAGUUUUGCUGCACCCAUGAGUUAAAGCAGAGUGUUAAACAUACUGUUUGUUGCUCUCUAUGACACAAAUCUCAGGUGAGGAUGUCUGAAGUAGCUUCAGAGCUCUCCUCGGGGAGGGCUGAUCUCGUCACUUUAAUACAAACCAGACAUAUUGAUAUUGGUGAGUAAAAUAGAGCCUGCAAGCACGGCGCUUGUUGACCAAAACAAUGCUGAAUGAAUAACAAAAGAAUUUGUCGUGAAUGCAGCGAGUUUGAAUUAAUCAAGUCGCCUCAUUCAUCACCAGAAAAUAAUUAAGAGGCACUAAAAUGUUUAAUUAGACGGUUACGCACCAAUAUUUUCUCCUUCAUACUAGCAGCAGAACAACGUGAUCGCUCAUUACUAUCUAAAUCAGCAGCAUUUCAGACCUUGUCAUGGAGGUUAGGGGAAAUCCAGCUGGCAAAGAGCUUUAUGAUUAAAUCCCAGACGAUGAUGCAACCCAGAAUUAAAUCCUGAGACAUUAUGAGCAGAUUGCACCCACCAGAACAAAAAGAAGAUUGAGAAGUUAUGGGUUUUGUGGUAGAUUAUCACAUUCAAAAGUUUUCCAAAGUUGAAGCUGUUUGGAAGAUGAUAAAUUAUCCCUGGUAGAUUAAAGAAGAGGGCGUGAAAACAUCUGCUGUCAAAAGAAAAUGCCAUUUAUUUGAGUAAAGAGUGAGGAAAAGUUUGCAUGCAUGAACUAAGUGUAAAAGUUUGGAAUAAAAACUUCCUGCCAAAGUGAAACUUAAGGUAGAGAUCCUGGAGGAGAUGUCUUCAAAUGAUGUAUUACCCCCACUUUGGGGACACCUGGGCAGACCCCCAAAGUAUAUUAUUGGCUGCUCAAUAUUUACAAGAUCCCAACCUUUGAUUUAGACGGUUCCUCAUCACUCUCUGCCUCUCACUUUCUGUUAACGUUCAGAGUAUGAAGUCCAGCCCUCAAGAAAGGAUGAGGUCCAAAUACCAGCACAGGGAAUGAAGUUUGUCCCAGCAGGAGCCUUUAUCAUGGAAAUAAUCAGCAGGUCAGGAUGGCUCGGCACAGCAGGCCUCAUCUGAAACAUCAUUUUACAUAGUAGCUCGCAGAAUAAAUUGAUCAUAAGGGAACAGGUUGAUUGAGGAAGCAGAAAAGCAGUAGUAAGAAGAUCAUUGAUUUAAGUAUGUUUUUUAUUAGAUUGUAAGAAUCUAUGAUAUGAAGAGGUGAACGCCUGGAGAUCGGUUCUGAGGGAUGGAGAGUUUGAGGUACUUGUAAAAAAGAGGGACUUGAACCAACAGCUGGAGACAAAAAUCUAAGUUGAACAGGGCGUCUGUAAAUGUUAAAAAAAGGAUGCUGCAGUGGUGAACCUAUAAAGUUGUAAUUUAAGACACAGUUUAAGACGUAUGUUCAGGCUUUUUGCUCUCAUUUAGAGAGGACAGGACAGUGGACAGAAUGGGGAAACAAGGAGAAAGUGUAAAAAAGGAGCAACAGACUAGAGGCCGCCCGAGACGUAACCUUUUAAUUUAGGGUGUACUUGGACCGGCGUGCCCCAGCAUUCGGUGUUUCAGUCAACAUCACAGACCCUUUGAGGGCAGGAUGAUCUAUUCUCUUCUGUUUGUGUUGUGGGCAUUCAAAAACCUGCAGGUCUGUGCGUCUCUGCUCACAGCCUGAUCCUUGCAAUGACCUACGAUAGGUCUGAGCUACAUAAACUCAAAGUAGAGACGACACCGAGCCCAGGGGAGGCUUUCACUUUGGCUGCACUCAAAAAACUAAUCUGGAGGUCAAGCCAGGUUUCUCUGGCCCUAUAUCAGUAUGGGGAUCACAUUCCUGCAAGAUAAACUUGUGGAAACUUUCGGUGCCUUCCAGUGCCCAUGAACCCUUGAACAGUGAGAGGGUCCUGCCUCCCCCGGUAGUUAAAAAGCAGUCAGCACAAUCUGUCCGCUCAAUCUUAACUGCACUUUGAAAAGUUUUACCUUAUUCAGUCCUUUAGGGGACGCUGAUUAUGCACCAACCGUCUUGUCUCUUUUUAGUCUGUUAGUACUACAUUCACAAUGGGGUUCCAGCAUCACACCCAGAGAUGCCCCUGCAGCUGAACUGAAUUUCUGGCCUUGGCGGUGCACAGACUGUCUUGUCUGGCUCAUCACUUCCCUGCUGAGAGCACAGACUGAGUGACAUCCUUUGCUUUCACAUUCAAGCAUUAGAAGUAUAAAACUGCUACGGAACAAAUGUUCUCUGCUCGAACUGGUUCACAAGCACCCAGGAUGCAGCUCCGGCUCCUGUGGUGUUGAUGUUGCACCCCACUGGGCAUCCGUUCAUUCUUACUGGAAACAGACUGUGACCAUAUUUGUAGAUUGCCUUUUAACAAAGUUGGCAGUCCAGAAAAGACUGUUCAAACAAAGUCCCUCACAGGAUCAUGUAACAACAGACUCUAAUGUCUUACCACAGUUAUGCACAUGCCUCUCUCUUCCAGCACAUCCAAACUGUAUUGUUAGGAAUUUGGAAUUGCUUUGACUACAAGGGACAACCUUGUUUUUUUUUUACCAAAUAUGCCAGGAAUUUUAAGCAAUUGUUAAAAGUGCUGAAUGGUUGCUGUCUGCAGAAAGUUAUUUGGUAGAAGAAGUCACUUGCAUGCCGCAGAAUUAAUCGCUAAAAGAAAAAAAGUCACUUUGCAUUGGAUAUAGGCAAUCUGUAUUGUUAGAUAACAUCCGGGUCACAGGAAAUAUUUGCUCUAGUGUAAUUUCCUUAGGUGUCUCACUCUCUGUUUAUAAAAUAAUAAAAAAGGAUUGUGUCCUGAUACUUAUAAAACACCUCAAAGCGUUCUCCAAUAUGGAAACAAUGAACAUAAAUCCAAAUACCCACCAGUAUUUUUUAUAUUCAGUUGAACAAGUCCUUGCCCCCUUGAUAAGGAGUGGAUCAAUUUAGAUUUAAACCCUGGCCUCUGCAAUUGAAACACACAGAGAUCCUCAAAAAGUUUGUAAUAAAGAGCUUUUCUGUUGAAAAGCAUCUAAAAUGAAUGUAUGCCUGCUUAAAAAGUGUAAUGUUUUUCCAAAUGCUGUAAGACAAUUCUCACAGUCCAAAAAAUCAAAUUAUUGAGUUAGUCCAACUGAAACUGGACUUUAUAAUUCACAGAAACACGCAGAGUAAGUCUGUCUGAAAUUGCCUUAAAAUGAACUUGUCAUAGUUGGACUAACUCUCCGAGCAGUCCGGGAUCGCCUCUCUCUUGCACUUACUCCUUAAACAGACUGAAACUGGCCAGGGCAUUCUGUGCAUGCUUCAUAGUUUGCAUGGGCUUUAACCAGAGUUGUUUGGCAUUGAUGCAUUGCUCAUUCAUUUCUGGUGGUGGAAGCUGCCAUCUUGGCUGUUGAUAAAUAUGCUGAAGUGGUGCUCCUGUGCUGUCAUCUUAUCAAACCCAGACCAUUUUUUGAAAGGGCUGUGAUUGGAUCAGUAUACCUGGCACAGAGGGGGAAUACAGUAUUUAAGAGUGGCAGCAGCUCCAGACCCACCUGCCAGUGGAAAUGAAUAUAAGCAGGCUGAUGGGUUUGGCAAUGCAAGACGGCACUCUUGGUGCUUUAUGGACCAGAAUGUAGGGUGAAAAUGGACUCACUUCGACUAAAUAGCAGCUCUGAGAGGUAAUGCCACCAGCUAAAAAGAAAAAUACAAAAUCAAACCAACAUAUUCUCCUCGGUGUAGACAUAAGGCAACAAAAAGACUAGUGCAUGCAGACAGUUAAGUGGAUCAUCAGCCCAGUGAGGUUGAAUUGGACUUGACAUUUAAAGCAGACAAAGCAACAUGAACUUUACUGUAACCUCUGUUUUAUCAGUAAUUGUUUCACACAAUGGAAUUGGCUUUUUAGCUUGUUUUUAUACUUGAAUGUUGAUGCUUCAGCUUGAACAUCACAUUUUCUCUGUCACAGUACAAACUUCAUUAUAAUGUCAAUGAGUGUUGUUUAAUCAGUCAAUGUUUUUCAUUUAUGAAACCCUUUGCACAAACAGCAAACUAAAAAGCAUUCAUAUUCCUCUGAGCAAUGUCUGGAUGUUUUUAUAUUCAGGCUCAGUCAUGGCCAAUUCGUCAGCUCAAAUCAAACGCAGCAUGUGCCGCUUUGAGGUCCCCAAGGUGCCAGAACUCAUCGGGGCAGAAACUGUAAAAAGGAAUCAGACAGAGGCAUCGAUCUGUCAAACGUUUCCUACUGGGCAGGGGUUUUAUAAACACACAGCAGGCUUUAAUAGGGGGAAGGAUAUGAAGAAAUAUCUGAUCUGAUACAAUUUUAAAAAUAAAGACCAGAUUUGCACAGAAGCUUGUGUUGGUUUUCACAGAGCUUUAUUUACUCUCUUGGCUCUUUUCUCACAAGUAUGAACAAAACUGAAAAAUUAAACACUGAACAGACUAUGGAUGAUAGAAAUGAAGGAUGAAAUAAAAACCAUUCACAUUUGCAAUUUAUGCAAAAGCAGAAGCUUUUGGCUGUACUUACAGGAAAAGUUUGAUGGAAAAUAAACAAAAGGUGAAACAGUAUGCUGUACUUCUUUGAAAUUAUAAUUGAGUUUCCAUUCAGACAAGGAAGAACACAAUGUGAAACUACCCUGAGAGUGACAGUGAAACAGACAUCAGAUGGGAAAUACAAAGAGAAAAGCUCUAUAACAUGAAAGCAUGUAUGAUCAAUGUAGUUCUUGUUUAAACUCAUGUUUUAUCUCCAUCGCUGCACUCACAGCAGGUGGCUUUGAACAAAUGCGUCUGCAAUAUUACAAAGAUGUAAUCAAAUGCAAUGCACAGCUAGACAAUAGCCAACCUGUUCUCCGUGUCUUUAGAAGCUGUGGUUUUGUUUAGUCUUUGAGUUUUUGUACUCAGUUCUAGAUACAGUUUGAAUCUGUGCGACACCAAAGACUUCUUCAUUCACCCAUCAUGAACAGUUUUGGCAUGCAGUGAAAGUGUCAAUGUUACUCUCUGUUUAUCGCACUAGUUGGUUUUACAUGCAGCACCAUUGAUGUGUAAAUAAAUGAAGUCGCAUCAAUGUCAGUGCCCAGAGGUGUGUUGUCCUAUUUUUUUAAUGUCAUAUUAAUGAACAUAGAUAUAUUAAUGUGCCAGAGGCUAACUGCCAUCUGCAGUCUCAGCAAGUUGAUGGUUUAACAUACAAAUAUACAUACAGACAUGUACAUGGAAUAAAAUGAAACUGAAAGCACACAGAACUUGGCGAGGACCAACGCUCAAAAGAAAAUGUGUUUUCUGGUGCGAAGACAUUUGUGUUUAUUAGGCCAGAGGGACUGGAGAAGGCGAUAUUUUCCUCAUCAUACAGUUUAGUGCUGGUUCCAAAUUGCCGGUAUAAGGAUUCCUUUAUCAUAAUCUCCUUACACACCAGCUUCACUUCAACCUUGCGCAGGCCCAACACUCAAGACCAAGACCAUCACCAUGCUCUCCAUCAUGCGCAGAAACAGACAAACACAGGCAUGAUCGCAAUGAACUGAAGGAUGGACCGGGUCCACAAGAAGAAAACGAAUUAGAACAGAAGAACAAAAAAAAAAAAAGCAAAAAGGGAAUAUGAUUGAGUGAGGGCAAAAACGAGGAUAAACAUUGGUAAGUCCUUCAUGGGGUUCAAGUCGGAUUCUGAGUUUUGCCCUAUUCCUCCUAGACAGGUAAUGUAAACUGUGCUUUUUACACUGCUGGUUAUUGAUAUGAAGAUAUAACAUUACCAAGGAAAGCUGACAACUUUAGCUUUAUAUACUAAUCUACAGCAGAGUUAUCUAAUCUGUUUGUUGUAGGUUUAAUGUUAUGAAUGGGACUUAACUGUAGUCUUAAAAUACAAGUCACAGUAAAACAUUUACUUAAUUUCACCGGUGGCAUAUUAUAUUUUAUAGAAACUACGCAUUCUGUAGAUAGCCAAAAAAGAAAAACAAAAAAAAAAAAAAAAACUCAUAGUACCGGUAAGUCCUGUCCUGUUUCAUUCGCCUCCAAAACAACUACACACCAGACCAAAGACCUUGAAAGUCUCUUCUCGACAGUAUGUGCAACAGCACAUGGGAUGUGAAGUCUUUAUUUCGGCAAAACACUACCGCUUUUGUCCAUAGUGGCCUUCAAACACAAUGGAAAAUGAAAACUCUGUUCAGCUGCUUUAAUGUUGAGUAGAGGGGAUGUUGGUUAAUAUUAGAUCCUGUUCAAUGCUGAUAUCUAGUAAGGAUGUUUGAAUAAUUCAUUAAGUGAUUGCCGCUGUGCUGCAUGUGUAAUUGUGAACAUGUUCUCUGAGUGUUUCUGUCACGGUUCAGGCACCGAGGCUCAAAUGCGGACAAAGAGACUCAAGUCAGAGCAGUUCAAUUAAACAGAUAUUUAUUUGGUCCCAAAAAUGCAAACAGAAAUAGGAAAACGGAACUAAGGUGGGCAGUAACAAUUAACAAAAAGCGCUGUCUGUAAAAACGCGAGACUGGAACAGUAAUAAUUAACAAAAAGCGCUGUCUGCAAAACGCGAGACUGGAACAGUAAUAAUUAACAAAAAGCGCUGUCUGCAAAACGCGAGACAGGGUCAGAACAAUUAACAAAAAAGCGCUGUCUGCAAAACGCGAGACAGGGUCGGGUACUACCAGAGCUAGCGAGAGAGCGAGUGAGCAGGCAGUCCGUGAUUUCCGACUGGAGGGGGAGAGGCAGGUGGUGAUGGCGUGAGGCGGCGUCCUGGACGGAGCUGGGAUGAAGAGCAGGAGAGCUGGGUACGCAGGCGGGAAGAGCAGGCGGAAAGAGCAGGCGGAGUGGGCAAGGGAUCUUCAGGUUACGGUCCAGCGUCGGGUUGUGGGAAGCGUCCGGUUUUUAUGGCAGCGGGUGAAUGAAUGAGAGCGCUCCUCUCCCCGCCACACGGAUCGAUCCGCUGAUUAGAAAGUGGCUGCACCUGUCCGCCCUGAAGCUGCAUCACACCAACACCUGCUUAGAGAGAGGGAGAGGAGGAGAAGAGGGAGGGGGGAGAAGAGAAAAGAGGGAGAAGAGAAAAGAGAGGCUGCCCCUAUCUGGCCCUAGAAGUAGAGGGCGUGACAGUUUCAGUGCACAGCAGAAGGAGGGUUGGCUAUAUGCUGGUUUCAGCGCGCUCUCAUAAAGUAAGGCUGGAACUGUCUGUGUAAACUGUUCAUACAUCUGCCUGCAGGCACUCCUAACUCUUAAAGGGGAUGAGCAGCACUCUUUGUUAGUAGUAAUACUGUUGCAGAUUCAUGCACAGGCUACAUUUAACUCUGGGCUAGCAGAGAGUCAGUGUUAAGGAUGCUGUAAUCUGCUUUUUUCCGUGUCUGCUCUCAGUGAAGUCAGGAGUGUUGUCGCAUGUUUGGUUUUUGAAAUGUUGUAUCAAGCUUUUCUACUGUUGUCUUGUGAAACAAUGUCUAACAAGUAGCUGCUGGAGUGUUUAUACUUCUUGGUUUUAAAUACUUUCAUGCUGCUGCCAUUUUAGCCACGGGGUUGCUCAUGCUAAUAAAGAGUUCUGCUGUAAGUUAUGCUCAUGACACAUUUGUGGAUGGGGAUCAAGCCCGAUCAAAUCAAUAGUGCACGCACAUUUGUAGACUGUCUAAUGAAGUUACUUAAUAGCAAAUAGGUAUUAAACCACUCAGAGAAGAAUUCUGGUGGCCAGUUGCUUGUGUUGAAGACUGAAUGUGCAAAGGGUCCAAAGUGUGGCUACAUUUGACCAAAGCUAAUGAUCGUGUUGAAUCAAAAUGCAACAACAUUGUGCAUCAAAUGAAGCCCAAAUACUCUAGUCUUACUUUUGAUUGUCUGCUGAUUGUCUGCAGCUGGGCUGCCAUCCUCCUCUUCCUCCCAAAGACAAAUAAAACAAAAGACCUGAUAGCAGUAUCAAUUAGCACUCAAAUCAUUAAGGUGUCUCAAUAAUGGCAGCAGUAUAAAUCUAUAUUAAUGGUCCCCAUCCGUAGUCACUCAAAGUGUCAAUUCUUGCUUGAUGAAAAAUGUCAGAUUAUGACCAGUGUGAAUAAGAGGAGUCCUAAAUGGACCAAAUAUUCUUUGAAUUUUCACACCAGGGACUUCAUUAGAUGAUUAAACACUGCAGUGAAUUGUGCAGGAUUUAUUCAGUCUUCUCCUCCACCCAUGUGUGUAAUGUGGGAUAUUCUGGUGGAGCAGAAGUUGGAGGAAGAGCCUCAAAGGUCUUUCCAGUUGAAAGGCCAUAAGCUAAAACAAGAGUGCUCUGAUUUUUCUGACAGCUGAUGAUUUGUACAAACUGAACCAGGGAAGAGAAGGGCUUUCCACAGGGAGGAGUCCAAGAAGCCAAAGAACAGACAAAAAUAAGUGAAUACAUGAAUAAACAGUACGUUUGGGUGCUAGAGGCACAUCAAUCAAAGCAGCACAUCUCUAAACUGGCUCGAGUGUGAGAAAGUGAAAAGAGCAUCAAGUUGAGUCGGCUGCAGUUUGCAACCAAGUAUAUGAUAGAAAAACUUUGUGGUGUCGCAGAGAUGAAACUGGACCUGGCUGUGGUCAAAAGCCUGAAGUCAAUCGGGAACAAGGCAAAACUCAUCAUCAGUCCACUCAGCCAGGAAGCCUUGAGAUGACAGCCGUAUGAUGCUGGACACCCAGACUGCUAACCACAUUUGGCUCAGGGGGGCUGAUAAAUGGCAGUGAUGAUAUCUGUGAAGCUAAAUACCAGACACCCGUUAGAGGGGACAAGUGUUGGUUCAAAUAAAGUUUAAAAGACUUCUCCGACUUUGAAGCUGGGACUUCACAGAGGACACAGAUGUCCUCUGGAAAUGUUCAGCCAUUUCUGUGAUGCUCGUAUCCCUCUGCCCUGCCUCUGUUCAUGUUGUGGAGGAAAAUUCAGGAUGGGUGACUUGUUACAUGUGGCAUUUUGUCUCUCUCUGCCUCACUCCUCUGAUGUAUAAUUCUCUUGUUAGGCCACCGAGUUAAGGUUAGAGUUAAAUUCAAGCUUCUGCCAUUGUCUUAUAAAGAAAGCUUUCAUUUAAUUCCCCACUGGGAUGUUUGCAUUCCAAAACGCUCUAAUUGAAAUUGAUUGGAGACUUUGCCAGCUGUGAAAAACUCUUAGUGGCCCGUUGCAGUUUGUGAUCCACAUGAAAGAGGCACCCUAAUGGGGAGGAUAAAAGCAACAAUGUCAAGCAAAAGUGCUCUGUUUAUCUACUCUGCAUUUGCUUUUGAACAAGAUAGUGCUGGAAAUGUGAUGGAAAAAUACACCACAUAAAUUCUGCAGCGUGAUACAUAAUAGCAGCCUGUGCCAUUAUUAUUCAGCGUUAAUAUGUUACUAUGUGCCAGACUGAGAUGGAAAAAUAUCAGAAAUUGACAUUAUAUCAGUGCUUACAUUACAGACCUCAUAGACUGAUAAGUACUCUGCAGGUGGAGAAUAAGUCCAAAAAUAGUGCAUAAUGGGGCUACUGACAGAGCUGAAAAUUUCCCCAAAAGAGCUUACAUUUACUAAAAAUAGUGCUUUGGAGUUUGUUGACACCAGCUAAAUAACAUGGCAGAGCCAACCCCAUCAGCAGGGGUUAAUAGCCUAAUUUCACACUGGUUCUUCUGCUGGUUUCUCAAUGUGAGGCUAUGUAAACCGAUGCUGGCAGAGCCAAACUGCUUCACAUUCUAAUUGCAAAACCUCUCUCAGCGUUCGUCAUUGUAGUUGCACUCUGCAUUGAACAAAGCUCAACUUUCGUAACUCCUGUUGGAUUCAUCAAUUUCUCUCAGAAUUGAGAAGGGGCGGGACCUCUGACCAUGAUGCACAAAUGGCUUUGCAGGAUGAUUUUAAAUAAGAAGCUCUUAUCGUCAGCAUUUUGACGGUGGUGAAACUUGAGCUGAAAUUAACCUGUGCAGGUUCAAAUAAGCCUAUGGCAGCUCAGCUUGCAGCCCCCCUUGGAAUCCACAGAUUUUAUUCCAUUUUGCUCUUGAAUCAAGUGGUGUGUUUGGAAAUGUGCAGAGCUUGCAAAUAAUUUUAGUUUCCACUAAAACCUUAAGAAUGGUAAGGGGAGUCACUCUCAGACAGUCGGGCUAAUAACAUGCAGUCCUUCUCCCUCUGCGUUGCUUUUUGUGCAACAAUCAAGGGUGUCACUCGUAAUUCUGGGCCCACAGUUACUAAAACACACUUGACCAAUGACAACCAUUAAAUAACUGUAACUUUUUAAUGCACUCAGACUAAUAGCUACCAUAGCAACACAUCAUGAGCAUGCAUCAUUGAUUUGGAAAGUGCAGUCCAAAUCCAGGUCUUCUUAUCUGAUGAAUUGGCUCAUCACCUUUAGGGGGAUACCCUGUACUGACAGUCAUUUCUGGCAGCUGUACCAGAGAAGCCCCUAAUCUUGGACAGAAACUGUUAAAGCAGCUUUAAUUUCAUCGUUCUCACUGCUGGAUUUAGUACCAGUCAAAUGUCUGCAGUCAUUAAAGGUCCUUAACAAAACAGACAAGGGAUCAUUACGUGGGUUGUGAUACCAGACAUGAAGUUGGUAGUCAGCUCAUGAUCCGUCAGAGACUUAGGUCAGAGUAAUUACCAUUUUCCUCCUAUGCCCGGGAUGACAUUUCAGCAAAAAGAUGGGGCUGUGCUGUAAGUGCUGUUUACAGUUUUGACAAGACACCGUCAGCACUCUAGCAUUAAAAUUCAGACAAGGGGCUGUGGGUGACUGCUUCCAAAACAGGAACAAAUUCAGGCUAUAAGCUUUGUUGAUGUCUUUUUUUAAUCAUCCAGUUAGUGUGUAAAUCAUGUCAAAAAAUUGGACCAGAGUACAGAUCAAUACAUCCACGUCUCUGUGGAAUGAUAAUCUGGAUAGUUUUGUGGUAGUCUGUCUCAUUACUCUUUGCCCAAGCAUGACAACAACAGGGAUAAUAAGAACGGGAGUAGAAAAUAUGAAAAGCAUGUGAUCAAUGUUAAAAGUAUACAACUCAUAAUACAUAAUGUAGAAGAACUGGACUAUUUACACUCAUAAAAUAGGAAAUAAAUAGAAAGAUUAGCUCAUGAACCUUUUAUAUCUUCACUUUGACACUAAGAAGCUGUGCUGCUGUUGCACUCUGACCUCUAUAAAGCUCCAGAUGCCCUGCCGACUGGGCUGCAUUUUUCUGUCUUUUAGUAAAGCGAGAAGAGUUGAUCUUAAGGCCACCACUUUUCAUUUAGGUUACAUAACAUAACAUUACUCAAAAAGGACUGCAAAAUAUGCUGAAAAAAAUGCUGACUCAUGCUUUGAUAUUACUCUAAUCUCUCUCUGGAAACUUUGAAAUGGUUUCUCCGCAGUAAAACCUCUCGGCCAUCUGUUAUCUGAUUGGACAGGCUCUUAAAAGCAGCAGUGACCUGGGUUGAAGUCGAAUUUCAACUCUGAGCAGAGAGGCAUGUGGGUGUAACCAAAGAGGCAUGACCUGAAGCUGCGGAGUCAUUGGUUUUUUUCUGGGGUCGACUCCGUGCUCAGUUCAAAACAUUCUGAUCAGGUUCUUUUGGUGCCCAGAAUACUCUUUAUUUUAUACAUGUGAAAAAGUUUCUUUUAUUGGUUUGAAGAUACUUGGAAAUAAGCUGUGAGUGCUUUGGUAGAAACCAGGAUAAUAACAUCAGACAAUAUAAGAGUAUGGCUGUCAUGAUUUAAGAUUUUCACCGUAGAUUAAUAGUAGAUUUCCCGCAUGGUCGUUGAUGGGAAGACGAGAAGAUGAGGAUUCAGAAGUGUUUUCAGUUGAAGCUCUAUUUUAUGAGCUACAAUGAGUCAAGAAUGUGCAAAACAGAGAUCUGCAGGUUUAAAAUUAGCUCAUCCUACCAAACAGACAGCUUAGAGGUCUGAGCACUUCAGAACCCCGACUAACUUUCCCUUGAACCCUUUGUAGUCAAGGAUCCACCUAUCUAGACAAAGAGCGAGUCUGAAGAUGAAUACCAAUGAUAGUAAACACACGCAAUUGCAGCCAAAGCACUAGUCAUGUGGGCGGCGGUAAAGUAACAUAUUAUGGUAAAACUUGCAGUUAUCACGUUUGAAGUCGGGUCCCUGACACGGUCAGUCAGUACAGAUCCAGGUUUUAUCUUCAGCUUCUUAGUGAAUUCUGCUUUGAACUGCCCCUUGUUGGUAAAAAAGUCUGUGGUGAAAUGGUUGGCACACACAUACAACAUUUUCAGAGUUGUUGUGGGUACAAUUCCAUCAAAAACACAAUUUAUCCACUGGGUCCUCAAAUCUUCCGACAAAGGAGGCAGAAAAUAAACACCUGUCUUUGUUUGUGCAGCCAAGAACCAUGCAGCGGCUGGGUCGUAGCUUCGACAUUGUUUGCUGUACCAGAGCAGCGUAUGUGAGGGGAAAAAAUGGCAGAUGCUACCUCAGCGAAGAAGUUUUAGAGGGGUCGGGCUAACGAUUAUUGGAGGCUAUGCCACCAACAUGUAGAAGGGGCUUUUGCGGUUAUGUCAUCAUGACUGCCCGUUUUUUUUUUUUAUUUGCCUGUUUACGCUCAUGUUUUCAGAAAUGAAGGGAAAGUAUGUGUGUGGGGGGGUGUUAUUGGCUCGAGAGGAUGCAUAUAAUUGGUAGAAAACCACCCAAAAGUGGAUUUUUCAUAAUAGGAGACCUCUAAAUCAUGAGCAAGGCAUAUGUUUCAUGUCCUAGACCUACACAAAAUCCUCAGGACCUAAUCCAAACAAGAAGUCCAAAAUUUCACUGAAUGUCUGAUUUUCAUGAUUUUCAUGGUGCAAACGUGAAUGAACUGCUCUUGGGGUUUUACUUUAUCCCUUCUUACAGCACACAGUGAAUUGUAGACACACCCUGACGAUCAAAAGUCAAUAUGGGACUUUUUCCACAUUGAGGGGUGUUGCACAUCCCAACAGUAAACAAGAAGUUAUUAUCACUCCUUCAGACAGUGAUUAAUCUGGUUGAUAUUUCCUAUGCAUGAUUGAGGUCCAUCCCUUAACACUUCUACAUGGUUAUUUCUGGGCUGAUAGAUUUUGGAAAACAAUCUAAUUGCAAAUUUUUUCCUCAAUAUUGCGAUUUAAUACUUGAUUAUUUUUUCAUGGUCCUCUUCUAAUGUAUUUUUCAAACACAAACAAUAAAUCAAUCUGUAUCAUAGUCAACAUUAUCAGAUUAAUUAUACAUAAAUCGUUCUUUCUGGCAAUUAUUGUUUCAUACACAAACAGACACACACAGGCUCUCUCUGCUCAUACACUAUCACGCACACACAUGCAUGCACCAUCAUUUACUUCAUGAUACUGAUUGGGGUGGCGAGAUGUAAUCGGUGCCCAAAACACCAGAGUUGGGUCUAUCCAUUCAGCUGUGCUGCCAUCACCGUAUUGGAUGUGUUUUCCCUCGUUAUGCAGACGUGGUUUAAAGCUGAAGUGCUGGGGUCCGUUUCACGUAGGUGGUUCAACAAACUCUGAGUUAAAUCCUUAACUCUGAGUUGAUCUACUCUGAGUUAGGAAACUCUGAGUUUCCGGUUUCACAACACCUGAUUUGAGACGGUUUUAACAACUCUGAGUAGUUUGACCUGAGGCCUGUACUACGAAGCUGGAUUAACACAUCCAGGAUAACUCUGCGACAACUCGCUAAACUUCACCGGAUCUCCGCGAUCCCGAUCAGCUGUACUACGAAGCAGGAUAUCAACUCGAUAACUGAAUCCAGUUCAGAUCUGUGCGCGCACACGUAAAGGGGGUCGGGUCAGUGCCACCGGACCAAUCUCCACAAUGGAGAAGGCUGCACGUCAUUUUUCACAGCUGAAGAACAGAGCUUUAUUUAAACAGUGAGACAGACACAGCCGCUAAAAGCCGGAGGAACUGCCGGCAAAAAUAAUCACCGGUUGUGUAAAUUACAUUUGUGCGUUCAUAAAUUUAUGGCCCCCUAAUAUAUUGUCAUGCAGCGUGUGUGAUCACCACCAUCACUGACCUCAUUAUUUAAGAUACAACAGCAGUGGGGAAAAGAGUACGUGGGAGCAAAUAAAAAUAAAUCGAAAAACAUCCUUUUAAGUAGUUUGUAAGUUUAUUGGAAGAUUUUAUUUGUACAUAUUUCUACGCGUAAACAGUGAUUUCCUCACACUGCCUUUUUUUUUUUCUCCAUCAUCUGAUGGUCACAUGUCAUCUGCAGUCACAUUUGGGGUUAAGAGUUUUCUAAUCUGCUUCAAUGAAUUCUGAAUGAUGACUAACAAAUUUGAACCUGGAGCUUGGCAAAUAUUAGUGUAUUGCUUAGACUUCAUGCUACCUGAAUAUUGAGGCCGUCCGAGGAAAACCUGUAACGUUCAUAGAGAACGUCAUCAGGUAAAUCAAACGGAGUUGAACGAUCAUGAAUAUAACGCUCUCGGCGAAGCGCUUCUCUCACUAUCCGUGCAACGAUGUCCCCGGGAUCCGGCAAAAGUGGGCAAGUCAUUUUCCAAGAGAUCCGAUUGGUCAUCGGGCGGUCUUCUAUACCUGCUGAGAUCUUAUCCUGAAACAUAACCUGCUCCGGAGCAGGUUUGGCGUUCCGCGUAAGUUACCGGGGCAACGGACCCGGAUAAAAAGAGAUCCACCUUCGUAGUACAGAAAACCCAGAAGUUAUCCAGAAGUUAUCUCGCUAAGACCAAAUCCAGCUUCGUAGUACAGGCCUCUGGAGUUAAGCACGUGCACGCCAGACAUAAACAGCCAGCAUCUGUGGAGCGCAGAUUCAAUGAUCAACCAAUGGAAACAGGGAGAAGGAGGGGGCAGCAGCAAGCCAACGGCGAAUUACAGCACGUUUUAAAGGAAAGUGCAAUACAGCAGCAGCUGCAAAGGAGAGGGAGAGGGCUUGGGAGGAAAUCGCUGCUCGCGUCAAUGCGUAACUUUAAAUCUAGUCUCGUGCAAUCACAAUGACAGACUGUUGAAGGGAAACUGCUUGAAUCAUUUUGAUCAUGUUUUACAUUGUCAAGUAAGUAUUAAGUGGCAGUUUGAUCCCUUAGAAAAUUCUCCUUUCACACUCAAAAAUGAAUUUUACUCUCUUAUGAUGUUCCGUUAAAUGAUUAGGAAUAUUAAACUAACUCUCAGUAUGUAUAUGUACAUAUAUUAAACUAACACACACUACACUCAAUAUUAGACUUUCACUCAGCAAACAGAAACGGGUGGUGGCCCAGCAGCCCCACCUUUAACGGAGGCAGAGGAGCUGCGCCCCCCCCCCCCCCCCCCCCCCCGACGAUCGCAACCCCCACCCCGUAGCAGCGAUCGUCGGACUGGUGUGCGUGUGUGUGCGUGUGUCUGUGGGGGGGGUUUGCGAUCGGACCGGCCGCGAUCGUCGAACGGGGGGGGGGGGGGGGGGGGGGGGGGGGGGGGGCAGCUCCUCUGCCUCCGUUAAAGGUGGGGCUGCUGGACCACCACCCGUUUUUGUGUUAGUUUAAUAUUCCUAAUCAUUUAACGGAACAUAAUAAGAGAGUAAAAUUCAGUUUUGAGUGUGAAAAGAGCAUUUUGUAAGGGAUCAAACUGCCACUUAAUACUUACUUGACAAUGUAAAACAUGAUCAAAAUGAGAAAAUGCCGAUGUCUCACCUGAAACUCUGGGUUUACUGAGUUAAACCUGCUCCCGAGCAGGUUAGGUUCACGGAGUCUGUUACUGUGGUAACUGACCGCGAGGUUGAGUUACCUCUCUUUGUGAAACAGGUUAGAGUUACCCCUCUCUCCCUGAUUUAACUAACCCUCCUUUGUGAAACGGAAAACUCAGAGUUUCACUGAUUUCAGGGUUAACAAACUCAGAGUUUCCAUUAAACCUGCUACGUGAAACAGACCUCUGGUCACUAGUGUUUUAGCCAUUAAACUAUCGUACAUGGCUUUGUUGUGUUUUUUAAGUCUUAAUAAAGGUUCGUAGUGUUACCGCCUGAUGUAGCAACAGUAUCAUGACAGGUUUUGUACAUGUUACGCAGCAGCAUCUGUUUCAGCCGAGAUAAAUCCACACAACUGCCGUGCUGCCCCUCUUUGGUACUAAAACUUUCUGCAGUGUCAGCUUCUGUGGCGGAAUUACGCCAGAGUGCGAAAGAGUGCAGUGUUGACGUCUCUCUCUUUACCUGCUCUGCUUCGCUCCGCCUGCAAGUCAUGUGACCGGAACACGUGAUCAGUCAAAAUCACAGCCUUUGCGUUUAGAAAAUUAUGUUUUAUCAUAUUGGGAUGUAAUCACAAAUGCAAUUAAUUAGGGUUACUGUACGUUCUCUUUUACCCCGACAUGUCCUCUCUUUUGGGGGCUGUCCAGCCUACCCGGCCUUGUCCGGCUUUGUCCGGAGGAGUUUAUAAAAUCCUUCAAAUGUCGGUGGUUUUGUGUGGAGGUCUUGAGUUUGUGUCACGUGGACUUACUGAGUUAGAAGCGUGUAAAAAACACUGGAUUUGACCCGGAAAACUCUCAAAAUUAACUACGCAAGACUCUGUGUAGUCUUGUCCUCUUUUUGAGGAUUCAGAGUAUGGUUACCUUAAAUGAAUUGUUUAGCCUUAGUUAUUUCUCAAUGACGGUCAUAGUGCCAUCAUGUGGGAAUACUUAGAACUAACUUUCACAUACAACAUCUGAUGAUCAAUGGAUGAUGAUCCAAACUGAAACUAUAACAACCUUUCACUGUUAACUGUGUCUCAGAUUUUAGUUUGAGUUAAAAGGAUAUCAAUCAGCUGUCUGCAGGAGGGUGGUGGAGUUCAUUGAGUCAGUGAAACUCACAUAUUUCAAACUAGAGGAAUCAAAGUAGCAGAAUGAUAAGAUUUUUAAUUUUCAGUCUUCGUUUGCAUAAAGCUUCCCCUGAGUUGUUACCAAUCACUUCUUUUAAACCUCAAACUUGUAGCUACACUGUCAGGGUGUUAGACAAAGUUUGGAUAGAUUUGAUGGAAUUACCCAACUCAUUUUCUGUAAACUUUCAAACUCCCCCUGAGAGAGACAUAGAAAACUAUUCUGGUGAUUUCUCCCCUUACAAAGUGUGCCUCCCAUGCUGCAGCGCCUUAAUUCCCCUAAAUAACUUCCUUCCAUGUAACAGCCACUGCUUUAACUGGAAAAACUCUAUGAGACUUAAUCACAUGUUACAGACGCUGGGGGGUUAUACUGAUGACAGUCUGCAGUGUGCGUUUAUUUUGAGUCAAGCAUAAUAAGACACCUACUCCGUCAGCACCUCUGCUGCAAGUCAUCAGAAUCUCUGACAAAGUAGUCAUCAAGGAGAAAGUGGUUCCAGCCCCUGAAGAUAUUUGCAUGUCAUCUUAUGAACUGUCAGUGGGCGAGUCACUUUGAUGCAGGGAGUUGAAAUUCAGUCAUGAGCUGCUGUUCUGUCUCUGCUUGUUUUUCCUGGUUUGUAAAUCCGCUGAAUGCAUCUCUCCUGUCAACAGGAUGGCCUUUUGGAAGCCUGGUCUGCAAAAUGAGCGGGAUGGUUCAGGGGAUUUCUGUGUCAGCAUCCGUCUUCACUCUGGUGGCUAUUGCUGUUGACAGGUAUGGUGGCUGAUUUUAACACUGUAUUGUCUUUAUCGAGAACCUCUCACUCUUGAAUGGUGCAACAGAAAAUACAUGGAAACACAGAUGCAAGAAUCCUCCCGAACAGCUGCAGAUGCCACUCGUUUAGAAGUAGAGCUGUAGUUUUAGUAAUUGCCUGCUGUGGGCUCUGAGAGUUGAAGUUAAGGCUAAAAAAAUCCUGAAAAAGCAUAAAACAUUGAGUCCAAACAAAUUUGAAUUGAUGUUUUUUUUUUUUUGCAAACAUGCCUUUUGAGGUGGUGUGGAUGUUUCAGCGUCACAAACUGCCUCAUAGAGUUUCCUUCCUAUGGUGUGAAAUCCCAAAUCUCAUCUACUCAUGAGAUAUAUGGGUAAUUUCGAGCUGUAAUAGCCCCCAAUCUAGUUUUUUGGUAACAUUUUAAAGCUCCUGUAAGGAAUAUUUGACAGGUUUUGAAGCAGGCUGAAAUAAACAGUAAGGUGUCUCUAUUACAAAAACAAAUGAGUCUAUUAUUUUUAAUGUCUGUAGCUGCUGUGAGGAGGGAAAGGUGUGCUAAAAAUGCCCUUUGUUGCUUUUCAUGCAACAUAUAGUUGCAAUUAGGGAUAAAGUUCACUGCAGAAAAAAAACACACUAAGUUUACCACUUUGUUACAUGUUACCACCUGUUUCAUGGCUAUGCGUGUGUGUGUGGGCAUGGAAAAGUUUUGCUUUUGAUUGCACUAGGCAAUGCACAAGCUGUUAAUAUCAUAUCCAAUCAAUACGAACAAAUUAGCAUGCCUGGACAGUUUUCUUAUCUCUGUUGUCUCCUUUUAAAGAAAUGCCUUCAUGAUCGAGCUAAACAGUCCAAUUACUAUUCAUCAAGAUGACAACAGCUGAAUAUUAAAUUGUUAAAACACUUUGAAAAACUUUGGAGGAGGCUGCAGAGCUUUAAAGCAGGGAAAAUUGCAAAAAGAGCAGACUUCAGAGGUGGAGUCAGAGCUGUUCUUCAAGCUGUAAAGAAAUAAUAGAUCCAGGGCUGGUAUUUGACCGUUGCUCCGUCCUCAAACACCAGACAGGAGGUGAUGUUGAUGUUGCUCUGCUGCAAUCUGAAAUCACUCGAGGCUGUCUGUGCCUCCAGGAAGGACAGAUGGAGUUUAAAAAGGUUGACAUCCAAAAGUCAAAGUCACCUCACAUAUCUAUCAAACAUGAUGAGAAUUAGAUUUUAGGAGGAAGGUAAAUGGCAAUCUCCUCUGCUGCCAGAAAUAAGACAGGCCAAAUUGCUUGGCAGUCUUUUCUACUGUAACCAUGUCUCCUUGCGCCUCGCACACCUGGAAGGUGACGUUAGUGAAAAUGAUGGAGGUUUUUGUUCUGGGAUUGACACAAGGAUACUGCUGAAGAGCAUUUAGAUUGUUCUCCCUUCAUUGCAUUUGUUAUGAUAUUUUGCUUUUGCUCUUGAAUGCGCACUACUGGGGCAGUUAAAGGGAUAUUCCGGCAUAAAAUUAAUUUAAGGUCAAACACAUCGUAACACCGAAUUAGACACCCCCCCCGAGAGAUGAAUGUUGCUGACUGCUUGCUUCUCUAGUUAUACCAACUUUAGUAAUGACCGCAGGAUAGCAAUACACAGCAGUCUGAGGAGCCAUAAACAAACAUUAACCAAAACGCCACUCUAUAGCCACAAAUAAUGCUCAGAACAGCACUUAACUUCAUCAACAGUACAUAUAGGGUCCCAGCCACAGCACUAGCCACCAAACAUCUUUUUAACUUUGCCUAGCUUCUUCAUCAAAGAGACUAAACACAAUUCACCUACUCUCUUCCAGCAGCCGCUUGUUUGUAGCGAGACCUCAGGCCAGUCCAUUACAGACUGCUGCGGGGUGACGCAGCUUAAGGAGGAACAUUUAUGAUCAUUACUUUAUCAUUUCUAUGAAGUAAUAAUCAUAAAUUGAGCUGCAUCCCCCCGCUGCAGUCAUGCUUCUUCAGAUGGAGGUCAUUUGGAGAUUGUUUGCCCCUCUCUGCCACCACAAAAGGAAAACCCUUCACUGGUUUUUGUACAAUGAAUUUAACAAAUAAAAAUGAGUGAGACCAGAUUUAGAGCAGGAGCAGUAGCACAGUUAAAAGCUCUUUGGGGCAGUAGGAUUAAAAAACAUUACAGAAGGAUGACUGGCUCUGGGGAAUAGUUUUGUACAUCAUACAUGUUUCCUGAACAGUGAUGGGAACACAGAAAAUUAGGUCUGACUUUUGAUCCAUAUAAGCCAAUGCCUUGAGGCAGAGCCGCUGUAUGAGAGGUCACCUCUUCAUAGUAGCUGUCAAUCACAGACUGCAGGGAGGUGUGUGUGUGUGUGUGUGUGUGUGUGUGUGUGUGUGUGUGUGUGUGUGUGUGUGUGUGUGUGUGUGUGUGUGUGUGUGUGCGCAAAGACAAACACACAAACAAACAUCAACACAAAGGACAGGACACACUAACAUCAGCUGAUUCAUGGAUAUCAGAAUGUGUCGAGCACCUCUGUGCUUAUCUGAAAAGCACUAUUAUAUGGCUGGUUAACAAUCCAUAGCAACAGCCUGUUAUUUCCCUACAGCAUGGUUGCUAUGGAUGCAUCUCCAAUUACAGACAUCAGCAGACUUAGCUGUAAUUAUUUCAACUAGCCUGAAGAAAUCUGAUCACUCUGACUUUUAUGUUCUUAUUGAAUUAGUAAAAUAAUUUUAGAACUAAUAGUUGUGGUAAAGGGAUAAUUCAGUGUUUUUGAAAUGGAGUUGUACAUGUUACAUGUCACUGGUGAUGCAGGUCAGUUCUGCCUCUUUAAUGAAAAAUCGCCGGGGAUCUGGUACCCAAGCUAGGCCACAGUUUUCUCAGAUUUUCAUGAAAAACAGAAUUUUCUUUAGAGAGACUCUGACCCAGGCACUUAUCCUUGUUCCCUGGAGAGGCUUUUUGUUUAAGCUCUAUUUGCAGACAGGAGUCACCGAUUCACUGUGAAUUUUAAUGUUUUCACAGUUUCUUCAUGCAUGAUAAUGCACCAAAUGCCUACAGUGUAUUUUGACAAGGUAAACAUAUUAUGUGGACCAUGAGUUGUGUCAUUAUACAACAAUGAGAGUGGUAUGUAUUAACUCCCAAAGGUCCAGAGGAACUAUUGGAACAAAGUCUCUCUCAUGAUGACAGUAAGUACCUUUCUCAGUUUGUGGGCACUGACUCGCACACACCUGCACCACCAGGUAGCCUGGGAUCUCUGCUGCUCUCCAAUAAGCACAAUCAUUUCUCUACUUUUUCAUUUGGUGCAUUGAGUCACUUGUUUGUUUGCAGUAAACAGAACUCCAUCUGCACUGCCAGAAUCACUCAUUUUGGAGGUUUGGCUGUAUUUUUGGAAAUUUUAAAGCCUGCAGACCUAACAGUUGAUCAGCACGCUUCAGGUGGAGGAGCUCUGUGUGAGUUGUGCCUGCAAAUUUCUGACGGCGAAGUACAACGCGGUAGGGUGCACAGUUGAAGUGAGGAGUGCUUGGGUUUGAAUCUGCCACAAUCAGCCAAUAUAUGGGGCAGACUUGGCUUUGUUUGUUGAAAACUGUAGCUCUGCUUGCAUGCCAGUUCCUCCAGGCAGUUUCUCGUUUCAUGGGCAGAACUGUUGUGACUAAUACACUGGAUGGCGGCAUGUAUCUCUCAAUCCCACUACAAAAAUAAUGGAAUAUCCCUUGAACUAUUGGUUUACCGAGUACGUUGCAGUGUUGAAACCUUCAGUGCUUCAAGUAUCUGGUUAGAAAUGCUGAUGACUCAUUCCUUAUGAGCCUCUUUGGUAAAUAAUUGAAUCAUUUGUCGUGGUAGAUGGAGAUAACGAUUUGAAAAGGGCCAUUACAACACAAGAACUACAGGAUGCUGUCUGUUAGCUUACAUGAUGUAUUUUUCUCUGUUUUUCAUAUUUUUAAAAAAUAUAUGCAUUUUGUGGUAAUUACGACAGUGAGUGCAAAUCAGUAUCCACAGCAUGUCCUCUUUCUUUGUUUUCUUUUACAGGACACAACAAUUUGCAGAAUCGAAUAAAAGGCUGCAAACUUCAUUGUUUUUUCCACUUGUACCUGCAAAGAAAGUUCAGUUCAAAGAAAUCCCAUUCAGACCUUUAUGCUCUGUCCCUGAUAUUGUCAAGAGUCUCCUUUGUCCUCCUUUUUCAAAGACAGCAUGGUAUGCAUAGGCUGCUUUUGUGCACGGUUUGACAUGGUCAUUUCAUAUACCAUAAGGUGCAGAAACAAUUGCAGGUCACAGCUAAGGUAAAAGGAGCAGCCGAGAUAAUUACUCUACUUGGCCGUGCAAAUGGCUCCAUACAAUAAAGAAAAGAGCGCCAACAGAGUCAUUGUUCUUCUGUAAAAACUGAAAAUGCACCACACAGAGCGAGGGCAGCAGUUCACUUGACUUAUUGUACUUAAGUCGAAGCAGACUUUGGUGGUAGAUUUGCUGCUGUGGUGUUUCAUGAAUGCUAAUCCAGAUUUGGGUUUGUCUGUUUUUUUCAGACAGCAGCCCUUCAAAGUGAAUAGAGUCUAAAUUUGACCCUGCAUGAGCACAAACAGUCCUUUGUUUUCCUCACAAGAAAACAAAAUAGGAUUCUGGUAAGAAAUGAAUUGCUUACAUGGGACAAAGGUAUUUCAACCAGAAUGAAACUUCAUUAUAGACAAAAAAAGAGCUCUCUGAAUACCCUUUCAGUGUAAAAAAAUCAUGGAAAAGUGCCCUUCCAGUGUACAUUACUUCAAAUUAGUCUCUUUCUAGAUGGCCUAUCAUUGUAUAAAACAUUAAAAAGUGCCUGUCCAGCUCAUGUUAAAGGGGCCCAGUUAAGUUAAAGUAAAAAGCAUUAUUGCUGCUGUAGAUGCCAACAGACUACUAGCAAACACAAUGUUUGCAGGACUUCUACAACUAGGAUAAAAUGACAUACUUCACAACCAUUCAGGUCGGGGGAGACUGAGAAUGGCCCUGUUUACGGCCAGAAAGACCGCGCCGCUCAAAAUUUUUAAAUGUUGACUACACAGACAUAACAAAACACAGCAAUACUGUGAUAGCCCCAUAUGUCCUCAAUAAUUAAUAGCUAUUUUCUGAUAUAAAAAGCUUUUAUGUAUAUACACCACAAAAUAAAAUGUAUCUUUAACGGAAUCCUGCCUACCCCACCUUGAAGUAAAAUAUCUUGCUUUCUGGAGGUCCCUCUGGUGUAAAAAAUGUACUAAAUUUUCCCAUGAAAUCCUCCUCCAGUGUAAAAAUAUGAAAAAGUGCCCUCUCAAUGCCCUUCAACAGUGUAUUUUAUAGAAUAUGUUUCCCUCCUGAUGCCUAUUCUGUAUGAACAAUGUUAAAAAGUGCCCGUUGGAUGUUUCUAUGAGGGUUAGGGUUAUGUAUUUACAAAAUGGAGGGCCCCUUCGGUUUAUAAGGUAAAAAAAGUGUUCCUUUUUAGAUGUGAACAAAAUGUUAAAAAGAUUGUGUCCUUCUGGUUGCCCUUUUAGUACAUAAAAGUUUUUUUAAAGUGCUCUCUGAAUGCUGUCCCAUUGUAUUGUACAAAUGUAAAAAAAUGACCCUAUGAAUGCCCUCCCAGGAAAAAAAGGUUAGAAAAUAUCGAUGCCUGAAUGCUCCUUCCAGUUUGAGAAAACUUUUUUUUUGGAUAACUUUUUAUUCAUGACUUUGUGUUUCAUUUUUCAAUUUUCAUCGGUAAGUGUUGCACAAAUAUUUGCCAGUACACAGGGGAUUAAGUGUCAGAAGCUCAAAAUGUCAAAACUGAUGCCACGGUUUGUAGUAAAUUCCUGCGUAGGAAGUUUUGGUGUCUCUAAAAUUUUAAUUAAAAAAAGGUUUUCAAAAUGUCACGAAUGAUGCCUUUUCUUGUCUGACAUUUACACAAAUUUCAAACUACAUGGUCUACUUGAAGAACAGCAAAACAACCCUGGGAAGAGUUCUUUAUUGUGGUAAAAUGCCUUUUAGGGCAAGCAAAAAGUGACAUUGAAGUCCUCUAGAACAUUAAACAGAAAAAAAUCUUGAGAACCAGUUUUCUAAUCUGUUACAUGACGGUUGCUGCAACACAGCAGGUGGUUUAUGAGUAUGUGAGGUCUCCUUCAGUGCAAUCUGCAGCUUUCAUAAUGUCUUUUCAUGCCAUUGAAAUGAAUAUUAUCUGCUGUCACUCAGUGUCUUGUGUGAAAUAUACUUUUCAUGCAGGUUUAAUGUCUGCAUGCAUUCUCCUCAUCCGGCUCUUCUUCUUCUCCCUCUGCAGAUUCAGAUGCAUCGUCUACCCGUUCAAGCAGAAGCUGACCAUAUCCACUGCCACCCUGAUAAUAGUUAUUAUCUGGGUCCUUGCUAUUUCCAUUAUGUGUCCCUCUGGGGUGAUGCUGCAAGUGACAAAGGAGCAAACCAUUCGAGUGUUGCUGGGCUAUGACAACAAAACCACGCCUUUCUACUGGUGCAGAGAAAACUGGCCAAACCAGGAGAUGAGGAAGAUUUACACCACUGUCCUUUUUGCAAACAUCUACCUUGCUCCCCUUUCCCUCAUUGUGAUCAUGUACGCACGGAUUGGCAUUACUCUUUUCAAAACGGCAGUUCCAACAGGAGGAAAGACGGGCCAUGACAACCGCCACUCUGUGUCCAAAAAGAAGCAGAGGGUGAUUAAAAUGCUGUUAAUAGUUGCUCUGUUAUUCAUCCUCUCCUGGCUGCCUCUGUGGACUCUCAUGAUGUUGAGCGACUAUGCCAGCCUGACCGAGCAGCAGUACAGAAUUAUCAAUAUUUACAUUUACCCUUUCGCCCACUGGCUGGCUUUCUUCAACAGCAGCGUCAAUCCCAUCAUCUACGGCUUCUUCAAUGAGAAUUUCCGCAGAGGAUUUCAAGCUGUGUUUAAGUUCAGCCUGUGCACUGCGGACGGCCAGCGGCGGAAAACCUACUCGCACAGGCUGCAGGGGAACUCUGUUCUGCCGGCAAAUAACGCACAGACCUCACUGGAACCUAUUUCUCUCAACAGCCUGGAUAAGAACACUUCCAGGCGGCUCAAUCACGUCACGGAACAAGACUUGGUCAUGGAGGACUUGGAGAAAGGCUCUUGCAGCAGCGGGGGUGUGACUGCAGUGUCUAUUUGAGAAGGAAGAGAUAUUCUUCUAGGUGAUAAGCAAGGUUGUUCUCAUUUCAGAAAGAAAACAACCUUCCUCAUUCAAACUCAAAUCUUACACUGAGUAAAAAAUAUGGCAAAGCCUGCCUGAAAAGGUGCCAAUGUCUAUGUGCCAAUUUCUACACUGUGGAGUGAAAUAGGCUUGGGCAAGAGGGACAAAACUGGAGAAAAACAACUUGUGGAGCAGUAAUACAUCCACCGCUUCGACAAAUCAAUUUAUACAGCAAGUUACCUCACAGUGUUUGCUGGUUCAACAAAUACACAAUACAAAUUGAGAAAUGUGUUAGUCCAGGCAGGCUACAAAGUCCAGUCAGUUCAGCCCACGUUACAUCACCUGAUCAUUACACCAGCAUAAAUCAUUUAUAUUUGGUAUUUGUCCAGAUUUAACGCUCUGCUCUGUCCUUCACUGCCACGUCUUUCACAAACUCCCUCCACCCAAGCUCCUCCUUUCUAUGCUGUGUCUGUUUUCACCAGGUAGGGGGGGGGGGGUCUCCCUGCCUGAGUAUUUGGCAGCCCACAUAUGCACUUGGGAGGGCAGGGAGCUCUUAGAACAGAUCCAUACAAUCAAAUAUGACUUGUCUGAGACUUGAUUAGUCUCUGACAGAAGGAAUCAUGGCUGAAAUCAGUAUUAGCUGAUCCAAACUCAGAAAAGUUCCCGUCACAACAAACCUAUGCUUAUAACCUUUAAGAAACACAAUGUAUUUGCACAUAUUGUGCACCUUUAAAAUGUUUGAACUGUAUUUAUGAAGAGAGAAAAGAUCUCAGAUCAGUUGGUACUACACUGCUAAAAGGUGAUUGCCCUGCUCAGUGAUAUAUAAACUUUGUACAAAUGUAUAAAAAGGCAUCAGAUACCCAUGUGCUUUCAUGUUCGCAGAGCAGAUUUCAAAAGUGACGUCAGGAAGUGUACUUGUGGUUUGGGACAAAUUGAAGAACAAAAAUCUUAAGACUUUGCUCUCAUUAUGAGUCAUUACCACUGUUAAUAGGAAGUACUUAAACUACCAUAAUCUAAUUAUUGAAAUGAUGAUUUAUUUCCAAAGUGCUGUUCCAAGUUUUAAUACAAAGACCGGCCAAGGCUUUUUCUCUGUUAGAGCCCAGAAAGACCCUGUGUUCCUCUGACAAACACAAGCUGCUCAUGACUAAUAUUCCUUUUAAACUAGUUUCCUUUUUAAACCGUUUGAAUGAUGUUUUGGAGGAUGUUGGAAAAUUAUCAAAAUUGAGUCCAAAUUGAGAAAGUAUUGAGCCUGAAUAAUAAAAGACAGCACAGCUUUUGUAAGAUUUUUCUGAUGGGACCACUUGAGGGAUGGUUGGAUUUCAUUGUGCCUGACUUUAUUAUUGAACACAAACGGAUGUGCCCCACCAGGGGAGUUUUGGUUUGAGUGAAGCCGUUAAAGCCUCGAUUAGGAGGUAAUUUCAAGAAAUAAAUGAUAGAUGAUAUCACUCAUUGGUUUCUGAAGCAAACUUUUAAAGCCAGCUGAUAGUGGAAGUCUUAAAUUUUGGCUGCUGCUGCAGUUGGUAUCUUGGCAACAGUGUACCUGUCUGUCAGUCAAAACCCACAUAUAUAUACUCUAAUCUAUGCAUCACUCUCAUCCUCAAAAAGAUGAGUUAGAAAAGCACUCCCUCUGCAGUGUAUGUGCAUCAAACAGCAAACUUUGGUGUUGAAAAAUGAAGCUAAGCAGAAGUGCAAAAUCUGCAUACCUCAAUGGACAGAAAUCCACACUGAUGCCUUUACAUGAAACACAAAAGCAAACACGACCAUCAGCUUGUGUGAGGGGGGAGGCGUUACCUGGGCAGCUGUCAAAACUAAUUGUUUCAAGAAUAUAUUCACAAUAAAUCAUAACAGGUUGUUCAUUUUUGUCACUGUGGAGGACCAGAUAAGCUUGGACUGCUUUGUCCACAGGGGGCGCCAAAAUAACUAGCUGAAAAUUCCUCACAGGAGCUUGAAGAGUACAUUUAACAUGUUGUCCAAACAUUUCUAUGUUGAAAUGUACAAUAAUGUGAGGAAAUAUGAAAUCAAAUAUCAAAUCAUGUGGGGCACAUUUGCAAAAACACCUGGAUACAUGUGGCUAGAAUAAAUAACAUGUUUACAAAUUGAAAUAAUUUGAUAAAUGUGGUCAAAUGUGCAGUUAUGAUAAAGAAAUUCACAUGUUUUCUUUUAGGGGUGCAGCUGCAUUAUCGUCAUCCACAGUUGGAAACAUUUUUAGGUCCUGAUUUAUCCCUCUGUGGCCCUCGAAGGUGAAAUUAUUGUACCAUAUCACAGAUGCUGCUCUGAUUGGCUCCACUGCAUUUCCCAUCAUCAGGAAACAGCCAUCUUUCUGUGAAGAAGCAGCCUCAUUUCAGUUUCUGCAAAAUGCAGGCAGAUUUUUUAUGAGUUUGGGGAGCAGGCUGGAGAAAUCAGGCAUUUGAUUAAAAACCAGUGGCAAACAAAUGUGGCAGAGAGGCUGUAGAAUCUGUUCAGUGUUUCACCAUUUGUCGACAUUUAAAAUAGUUUUUAGGAAACAAAGGGAAAUUUCAUCAGAGAAAACUACAGGAAACAGAUGACUGCUGUCUUAUAUAACUUUUUCAAAAGACAAAAAUGUGAUAAAAGAAACCCUCAGGUGCAGGAAGAAGAGAAACGGAUCGCAUUUUGUGUUGUUGUUCAGGCUUUUAUUCUGAAAUCUGCUCUGCCAACUUGUACAUAGAACAGGUUAAAUCAGGGGUGGGCAGUCAUGUGUCAUGGCGAGCCAAGAGGCUGCAGGUUUUCUUUCCAACCCAAAACUCCACCAGGUGAUUUCACUGAUUAGUCCCUGCUCUCUGCUUGGAGGUAAAGUAAUCAGUGAAAUCACCUGGUGGAGUUUUGGGUUGGAAAGAAAACCUGCAGCCUCUUGGCCCUCCAUGGCACAUGAUUGCCCAACCCUGGGUUAAAUGAUGCUGAUUUUAAUAUGAAGUUAUUCAUAAAUGUCUCAUGAACCUGUUCAGAAUGUGCCAUGUUGACCAACUCGGAAAAUUUGUACUUGUGUUUCUUGUUUUUCCUCUUUUCAAAAAGUUUUGUGGUGUUCAUAAAAUUCAUUGAAAAAAUGAACGAGGCCUACCCUGGCUGCUGAACAUGUACUGUGAUUUUGUGUGACUGAGUUUAAAGCUUAGGUUGCGGUGAUAAUGUGGAUCUGUCUUUGUGCCGUAACUUUUGCUCGCUGGGUCAUGUCCCAAACGUCCUUUUGGUUCUAUGGUAUUUCACAUACCUUUAAACUCUUAUGUCAGUUUUUUUUAAAGGGGCCAUUUAUAUAUUUGAAAAGAAAAGGUGUAAAAACUGUACAAAAAAGUAUUUUUUGUCUUGAGCAACAAAUUCAUACAAAAACAGAAAAGGGUCUUUGAUAGAAAAUUUACCAAGCAUGAAGCAAGAUUCAACAGUAUUGGGGGGUCAGUUUAUUCAAUCAAACACGUCUGAGAUUUCUUAAAGGGCAGGCCUGUGCUGCUCUGGGAGGGAAAUGGUUAAUGUUUGCAAGUGUUACUGCUGCUCUUACUUGAAUAUACAACAAGAAGCUGCAGGAUGUGCUUUUUUAAAGAAUUCCCCCUGCAUAAGGAGGACGUUUUCUCAGGGGUGAAAAGAUGUAAGGCGGUCAAAAUCUGGAUGGUCCUCCUUCUAUGUUAUCAGCCCAUUAACUGGCAUAUGGUUAUCAGGGGUCACAUAAACCAAAAUCAAUAUUGUUUUCUAACAGCUUUACACUAUUCGCCCUGCUCACCACCAUGGCUACCAUGUGAUGCGGUAAAGAUGUCGACUACAACCAAUUAAUGGGCUGAUAACAUAUGGGAAUAAUAAAAAAAAAGUUCUGUUUGUUCAGCUGGAGAUAAAGGACUUUUGAUUACCCUUGGUUUCUGUUUGAUUUAUAACCAGCUUGUGUUUUAACGGGUGUGGAACUAUCCUACUGAAUCAGUGCCAAAGCUCAUUAGUGUUUCUUAUGUGUAGAAACAUAUGCUAACUCUUAAGAUGUGCUGAGAUGACAGAGAGAUGGAUUAGUUCAAGCUGUUCUGUUUGCAAAACUUUGCAAUCAAUGUGCCAUCUGUAAAUUCCUGUCAGCCUCAUGCUAACAAGUUUGUUGAUUGUUUUGGUAGGUGACGUCACAGGUCAACAGGUAGACAACCCAGUAAGAAGCUGAAAGAGGGCACUUUACACAGCAGAGGUGGACAUAAUCUAGUAGUCCAGUUAAAUCGGCUACUCUGGCUUUAACUGUAACUCGACUUACCAGAGCAGGAAAAUAUGCAAAUUGAAUUUUUCAUGACUUAUCUUUAGCUCAGCAGCUUGCGCACGGAUGCUGGUGUAAGUAGCAUUUAUACAACCUAUUUUCCCUGAUUUUGUCCCGAUUUUCUUAUCUGACAGGAACAAAUAUUAAAAUGAGAACUGCUGUCAAAUGAAUAUGCAGUCCUCUUCUGCCCUCCAUCAUCACUUCUGUUGAUAGAGGGCAGGAUAAGCUAAAACUAGACAUCUCUUUCUUUCUCCUUCUUUGUCAUGAUUUCUCUUCCUGUCAAACCACCGACAAGGAAACCAAUUUUGCUGAGUCCGAGCACAGUCAGAGUCCACUCAGGCAAAAAUAGAGAUACAGAGAUGUUGAGUCAUACCUUGGGGAUGCAGACCCUGAGGACACACACACAGGGCCAUAAAACUUUGGCUAUAAAAGCAUCAGACUGUACGGCUGUGAUGGUGAAACAACGUGACAAAGUCAGAUGCUGUGUACACUGGCAGUUAAUCUGAGUGGAUGGUGGAGCUGGUGAGUUGGUGAGAGCGGUAUCAGAGCCAAUGAAGCAGUCAGGAGAGGAAAUCAGGCUCAGUCUGAGUAUCGACUGGCACAUGUCAUAAGUAGACAACCCUCUACUGAGUAAGUUGUCCACUUAAAUUUUCUCAGUCAUCCAGAUAAUUUAAGUCAAAAGCAAUUUAAUGAAGCGUUUGUAGCCUUUCUCCCAAAUAGCUGCGUCUUUUGUUGUGGUUGGUCAAACUCAAGCAUCUUAUUGGACUGGCUGAUUGAGACCAAGCUGCUCUGAAUGCUUUAGAAAUUUAUACACUAAUCCUUCUCACUACAGCAGACCCCUGAACAUGUAACACGAUACCAAGGUCAGAGUAAACCAUGUUUUCCACUGGCCUGUUAAGUCACAUACCAAAACAAUCAACAAACAAGUUAGCUGGAUGCAACUGGUUUUAUGUUAAAUGGUAAAAGAACAGACAAUUUUACAGCUCUGUACCUUUUGCAUGCACUCUUAUUUUUUAGUAAAAAUUAAAUUGGCGUUAUAUCUUGGACUAAUUUCAAGGCAGACAGCAAUGCUAGCCUCCUUCAGUUAAUUUAUGCAGUAAAAUUUAGAUGUCAAAACCAAGUGUGUUAACUGUGGAAGCCUUUGCUACUUUGGGGCAGAUUUAGGUAUAUAAAUAAAAGAGAGUACUGAUUCUUAACCAUGAAAAAAAAAAAAAACGCAAUAUUGUGCCUGACAGGGUUGGUGCAUCAAGCACAAAGGUCCUGACCUUGCACGGUGCAUCUCUGAGAUGUACUUAUAUAUGUGGGAUGUGAGGCUGUUGUUUUGACCCCGGUUUGACCCUUUUUCAAAGAACAAGCUCACGCCUUCCAGCUGAAAACUGCACCUCAUUCAAAGUGGGAGCUAUCAUACACAGAUAUCCUGACAUCCUCUUACAGUUUUCUGUCUCAGUGACCAUGUGGGAGGCUUGUUCAUUUUCCGCUCGUAUAAUUAGACACAACUCCUUUGGGACCCUGAACACGCUGAAAGUAUCUGUGAGAGUUGUUUUGUAGUCAUAAUGGUUAAAGCUUGAAAGCAUUUAAUUAAUUCACUGUAAAAUCCUAAUUCUUUGAGACUGUGGUUUAGCUGUUUGAAAUUUGUACUUAAGCACCAGAAAUCAGAAUUUUUGAACUCAGAAUCAGAGCAGGGCAAGCAAGCAGAAAACUAGUUUUGUGUCUUAUUCAGGCAGGCAACAGCACAAAAACAAAAAUGAAAGGUCAGUUUGUUUGUUCUUUUUGUUUUGUUUUUAGCUCAAAGCCAUGCUUUGCUUCAAAAUUGGCACAAAAAUUACAUGAGAUUUGGCACUGAUUUCAAAGUAAGUGUUACGUCACCUGAUACAAGAAAAUCUGAGCAAUGACAACUUUGGCAACUUUCAUACUCGACACAUUUUGAUACCUAAAUUUGAAAAAGUGUCACUAAAUAUGAAGUCAUUUAGAUGUAAAAAUGUUCUCAACAUCUGUUUGAGUUUGCCCUCCAUUCCUGUUGUAAUUGUGUUUUUAAUUUAAUGCUCACUCCUGCCAAAGAAGUCAGGGGUGUCAGCAGCUGCUUAAUCACGACCAACCCCGCUCUCCAUCAUACCUAUUGCUUUUUUUUUUUUGAGACAUUUGGCACAGACGCAAAGUUCAGUGUUAAACUCCAGUAUUGAAUGUAAUAAAUUUGUACUUUCUGGUGCCUGUUGUGGAGAAAAAAAACUGUUUUUUCUUUGUGAAAUAUGGAUAAAUAACUGUGAAUUCUUUUGUUUUUGGGAUCUUAAGACUCUUUGUACCUUUGUAAAGUCUGCAUGUGAGUAUUUUGUGUACUAGCAUGUUUCUUUGUCGUGUCUGCAGCUACAUGUUCUUGAAAAAUGUUCAAAAAUUUUAACAAUUUCUUUUUAAGGACACAAAAGCUAAGCGCAGUUUUAUACAGGAGCUGAGAAAGCCACUUUUUUUAUACACAGUGUGGACGUAAAUGGUGUCCUUUUUAUUUGUGAAGGGCUACUCAUCACAUUAUCUAUUACCUCUGUGAUUGUCUGCACAAAAUACUGCUGCAAGGUUUUGAGUAUUAACAAAGACGUGUGAAUGCCACUGCUUUGUGGCGCUGGUGGUAUUAUGACUAAUUUCUUUGUACAUAAUGUAAUGUAAUUUACUAACAGAAAAAGGAGUGAGAAUUUAACCAUAUAGAGAUUUAAAGUGAUUAAAACUGUUGUGCCUGUAGGGAAAAAAGCAUCAGAGUCAGCUCAGUUGAACACAUACUGCAGCAGUUUUUGCCUGGAAUAAGGCAAUACAUGGACAAAUAAAAACUCACAUGUUCACGCUAAAAAUAAGAGAAACACUGUCAACGUGUUUAAAUUCUGCCUUUGUUGGAAUUCAUAGAGAAAAACAGCCCCACUUUGAACACACUAGCUAUUCUACAGUCUCAAGAUAUGGCACAUUUGAUUUCUUCACAGCCGCUUCUUUUGGCAGAAUAUUCAAUGACACACAUCUAUUUUUAUUUACUCUGCUAGCCUCAAGACUGGCAUAAAGCAGACACAUUUGAAAUAGAAGGAACAGGAUGCAAGAAAUAGAAAUGUACCAUUGUGUAAAGAAAUGCAUGUUGAGAUGUUCUGGUUUCUGUGAAUACUACAGCUGAGCUCUUUUACCAUGUUUCUGUAUCCGAACAGUUCAGAGUGGAUAACUGUGGCUGGUAACCAAAGAAAUGCAAGAGAUGGGUCUAUUUUCAACAGUCAUUUAUUUUUCAUAGGAAUCUUUUAGUUCUUUUACUCUGAGACGCACCAGUUUGAGUCCAAUGGUUGUGAAAUGUGAGAAAGUUUUAAAGGUUUCAACAGGUUCGUGUACCUUCACAUUACCGUAAAACUCAGUGUAGAAGUCACACCUUAUAUACGAAUUUUAUCGUUGCAAAAGUGAGCUGUUUCUCACACAAGUGCAACUAAUACAGCAGUUUAAAGCUCCUGUGAGGAGUUUUUGACCUUUAUGAAAAAGACCAAAAUCCAUGUUGAUACCUUUUUAUGAUAUACUUAAGCAAACAAGACCAUCACUGACAAGACUAGAGAUUUUUAAACUGCAAUUUUGGAUACCCGGUAUCUUUGCAAAGGGGUAGGUUUCUGCACAAACAUGUUGAAUACAAAAUGAGGCAGGCUGAUUUCAUUAGGUCAUAAUCAUGCAUUCAAACAGUGGCCUAUUAUGAUUCAAUUAAACCUUGUUGAGCACUGAUGUGAUUGGGAAGACUCCUCAUUGUGAGACAAAAAGCAACAAAUGGAGGUGUGUGGCAGGACUGUGGACAUAAAGGUCAGCUCUAUUGUGUUGUAAUGCUACUGUCGGUAAGAACUGUUUCUGUACAUCUGCAGAGUAGCUCCAAUUUUGCAUGCAGGAAGACCGUUCAAACUUUUUCCCCAUGAGAGACCCUCAAAUACAUGCUGUCUUACAUGCUGAUGUGACUUCUACUCUGGAAUUUACAGUUAUAUGGAGUGCAGGAUGAGUGCAGUAAACUAGAAAUAUGAUGCAAGAUUUGAAGUAGACAUGAUAGAUAAGCCUAUAGUAAUAGCUGAGAAAGAAAAAAAACAAGCCUGUGCCCUCUAUAAAACAGAUUUAAUGUUAAAGUAAAAACAACACCAGCUGCUAGCAUGAAAGGUAAAUGUGAAAUUACUAAAGUUGGUCUGAAAUAGGUUUGACAAUGUCAGUUAAUGAAUCAUACAGUCUAUUUACAAUCAGAACAUCAUAAAGUGCUUGACAUGACUCAUUUAAGACAAAUCCUAUGACACAACUCUGCAGAUCAGCUUUAAGCUACUUAAAAAAAAAAAUCUGAGGGUCAAUUUUUCUCCAUAAAAUUCUCCUGACAGCCUCUAAAUUUAAUCUCUAAUUGUAUCUGAUGUCCAGCAAAAGUUAAACAAACACUUGUGAUUUGUGAAGUUCUUUGUUGGAUAAACAUGUUUGUCUUUUUUCCUGGUGUUUCUAGUAAAGAUGUUGCAGACUAAUAAGAGUAAUUUAUCUUUGGUGCUUUUAUUUUUGGAAAGAGGUAUUUUUUCUAUCAUGAUCUGUGAAACUGUGCAUAUCUCUUAGUGAUAUAGUUCAUACAACUGUGUGACAUUUUCAUCUUUAGCAUAAAGAGGUUUGGGGCGGUGUUCACUUAGGGUGAUUUUAUGCUUACAGCGACCUUGAGUUGAAUUUCAGAGCACUUCUCACUGAGGUUUACUGUCGCAAUGGUUACAAAAGCUGUCCUGGGACACACCGACUGUCAGGUUUUAUUUUUGUUAAACACUCUGUAUGUUUCAUAUUUGCUCUCAUUUGGUGGCAUUUAAAAAUGAAAUGUAAAUGUUAAGGCGCUGACAAAACCUGAAGCUGAAGCUUCAGACAGUAAAACAAUGAACUGCACUUGCUUGAGCAGAAAAAAACGAGUGAACACAGCCUCUGAUCCUUAAGUUUUGGGGGGUUUUGGUCUCUGAAAAAAGAAGCAAAGUUUUGUGUCGGAAAUCACUCACUGUUCAGAGUCUUAUUUGUUCUCUUCAUAAUAAAUUGCUGUGUGGUGCAGAAUUUCUCUCCCUUGAGCUGGGGCUGCUUGAUUAACAUGAUUAUUUAAAUAUAUUACUGAUUGAUUUGGUAACAUUUGCAGUCAUUAUAUAAAAACUCAACACACUGAAACCCUCACAACACACAUAUUUGAACUCAUCUUAACCAGGGUCAAGACUGAUGUUGCUUAUAGUUUAGCCCGGCCAUCGUCAGCUUGUUAUUGAAACUACAGCCUCUCUCUCCUCAUGAGAGUUCCUCUGUUCCUCUGCUUUAUGAACACACACCUGCCCCUCCUUCUUUCCUCCCUAGCAGUGCUUGCUGCUCUCCUGUCUUUAACUGUUGCUGCAUGAUGGUUUGCUUGAAUAAAGCAGUCCCUAUAUGAGAUAUUUUUGGUGCAGCAUCUUUGCACUCUUAAACCUUGUUGCUGUGCUCCUGACAGAGGAGGUGUAUGGCAAUUAGGCAGUUAAAUUGGAUCACCCCAGUCUACAAGCACCAGGCAACAAUCAGUCUAUUAACAGAAUGAUGUCUGCCACCACUACGCUAGGCAAUGAGCUUUCUUUACGCAUAUUAAUGUUAUUGUUAUAUUUCAUCGUUGCCAUGGAGCUCUAGGAGACAGUUGCCUGUUAAGUAACUCUUCAGAGUUGAGUGCUUUGAACCUCUUUUCUAACCUUCCAGCAAACAAUUGCCAUGUUUGCUGUUGUCACAAACUUUGACUUCUUCUUCUUCUCUUUGGAGUAGCUUUUGAGUCUGAGUGGCCUCUCUAGGGAUAUACUCAACAUGUAUUAUCUUAAAGGGAAGCACAGAAAACAAUGUUAACUUUACAGCUCUAAACCAGUUGAACAUACAAUAUGACUGCUUUGUCUAUUUGAGUUCCUUCCUCUAUCAAGGUUUACUAGCAAACUUGCUAGCCACGCAUUCUUGCUAUAUAUAUAUAUAUAUAUAUAUAUAUAUAUAAACAGUAUAUAUAUAUAUAUAUAUAUAUACACUACAGGCCAAAAGUUUGGAAGCAAGGCCAUUACAGGCUAAACAGUUCGGAGUAACCUCAAGUCUUUGUUCACAAUGCUUUGUUUAAAAUCCAGCAUGAGUUUCAUGUAUUUUGGGAUGUAUUUACUUCAUGAUCAGAUGUUGCUUUCAUGGAAAUGCACCAUUUUACUCCAUUUACCUUUAGAUAUACAUUGGUGUAAACAUUGCUAAAUAUAUGUCAGCAAAAGAAAACAAGGGCUUAGUUGUAGGGUCGAAAACAUUUGCAAGAGUAACAACUUCUGUGCAAAAGCAAAAAAAAAAAAAAUCACAGUUGGAUAAUACACUUCAACUUUUUGGCUUUUGAGAGUCUGCAAACAAAAAUCCUAAUAAAUCUCAACUGCAUCAAACUACCGCAGAAAUGGCUAGAAAGAAGCAACUGAGUAAAGAAACAAAAGUACAGAUUUGUACAUUGAGGAAAGAAGGAUACACAGAAAGAGAAAUUGCAAAACGCCUAAUGGUGUCUAACAAAGGAGUCCACUACACUCUGAAGAGAAACCUGGAAGUUAUGAUGAUAGAAAAAGACCUGGACAAAAGAAAGUUACUGCAAAAGCAGAGGAUAAAUAUAUCAUUGUCCCCAGUAUGAGAGAUCGGCAAACGACAGCACCACAAAUAAGGGAGGAGAUCAACAUUACAAGGUCGAAACCCGUAUCUGGUCUGAACUGAAGGGUUGUGUAUCUGCAAAAAAACACUACUUUGUCCACAGAAUAAGAAAAAGAGAUAUGAGUGGGCAAAAGCUCACAAAAAUUGGACUUAUGAUGACUAGAAACAAGUUUGCACUGUUUGGUUCAAAACGCAGAGUCUAUGACCGCAGACAAACUGGUGAACGUCUGAAAGCACCAUGUGUUACACCCACAAUUCAGCAUGGAGGUGGUAGUUCCAUGGUAUGGGGAUGUUUUGCAGGUGAUGGAGUAGAAGAUUUGUUUAAAGUAAAGGGUAUCAUGAAGAAGGAACAGUACCACUCUAUCCUCCAGCACCAUGCUGUUCCAUCUGGACGCAGACUUGUGGCUCAUAAGUUUGUUUUGCAGCAAGACAAUGACCCUAAGCACUCUGCCGAGCUCUGUCAGGGUUACCUAGACAAAAAAGAAGAGGAUGGUGUUCUUCAAAGAUGGUUUGGCCUCCUCAGUCUCCAGACCUUUUUCAAUUGAGCUUGUGUGGGAUGAGUGGGAUCUAUCAGUCAGAAAAGCACGUCCCACGAAUCAGCAGUCUCUUUUUAAUGAACUUAAGAAAGCUUGAAAUGCAAUCCCUGGAACAUACCUUAAAUGAAUGCCUGGUAUAUGCCAAGCUGUUGUUAAAGCGAGAGGAGGUUACUUUAAAGAAAGCAAAGUCUAAGCAACAAUAACUCAUAUACCUAAUAAUUAUAGUCAUAAUGUCUUCUGAUAAGUUACACUUUACACAAUAGUCAUGUUUAUUGUGUUGCAAACUAUAUUAAUGAAACUAUGACCCUUUUUUGUACAAAUCUGAUUUUGCUUCCAAACUUCUGGCCUUUAGUGUAUAUUUAAACUACAUGGUUAAGACCUGUUUUGGGGGCUCUUUUUACCACACACAGCAGGCAGCACAGUGACUUCAUCUCAAUGAUUUUUUUUUCCAUGAUCAUAGGAAGACUAUGUCAUAAUUAAAAAGAGAUAAUCAUUUGAGCCAUUACUUACAUGCUUUUCACAGAGGACUGCAAUGUUCCCCACACAGUUUUAAAUUAAUUUAUACUUAAAAAAAACUAACAAAAAUGCAUUUCAGUGAAGGCAGUGUUUGACUUCUGACACCACUUUUGAGGUUGUUGAUGUUUCCUUGCUUUUUCCUUCAUGUGCCAACCUGAAAACUUUGAUUACCGCUUUUCUUUAUUUUGAUAUUUACACUUAGUUAUAAUCGUACUCUUAGCAGCCAGAUCAAGAUACCCCUGCUAAAACCCUUCUUGAUCCUCUGUAGCUUCUUGUAAAAGUCCCCACGUGUUGUGACAUAAUUAGGCUUGCUGCUGCUUGUGUAACAAACAUGAAGUGUUACAGAGAGAGGUAUUGAUUUAAUGGUAUUACAAUGGUACUUAUGAAAACCAUGUUCAUAAAUGUCUCUUGAGUGCCCCUGUUCGAGUUUGUUUUAUGCUCCUUUCAGCUGCUUAACAUGCAGAGUACAUUUCAAUUUUCAGAUUUCUGUAUGAAGGGUUUCGACCCAUUGUGCUGGUUCAGUGUAUAUUUUCUGAAGGACCACCGUACAGAAUCCAUGAAAAGGCUUAAGUGGUUUCAUUUAUUCCUUCAUGUCUUUGGAGACACUUAAACUUCAUGGAUAGAUAAGUCUGCCCUAUUGAGUUCUAGCAUCAAAGUUUUCCCAAUAAUUGCACCUCUAGACAUUAGGUAACACGUUUCUCACCUAAGGUCACUGUAGAGGAACAAGUAGUUUUUCUAUAAGACAAGAGGUUUCAUGGCCACUCAGUGCACUUUUUGUUCCCAUUAUUGUGUCUAGAGGUCUGGAUCGAUCGGGGGAAAAUGCGGUUGUUUCUGUGCUUUUUAACUAUUGUCAAGCUCAUUUCUGUCUUGCCUUUUGUGUCAAGAGAAAAUACAAUGUGCCCAAACAGUGAGAGGGGGCUCAGUUGUGUUCUUGUGAACAACAAAUGUCAAACAAUAAAUUAUGAAGUGCUAAAACCUU
Messenger RNA from Xyrichtys novacula (pearly razorfish), 52347 nucleotides. Lineage: Eukaryota; Metazoa; Chordata; Actinopteri; Labriformes; Labridae. The record is from the annotation of a GenBank genome assembly.